Molecule: messenger RNA, 80802 nt
Organism: Xyrichtys novacula (pearly razorfish)
Lineage: Eukaryota; Metazoa; Chordata; Actinopteri; Labriformes; Labridae
Source: the annotation of a GenBank genome assembly
AUUCAUUCAGAGGAAGUCAGUGAACUCAUCAGUCCUCUGUUACAGCGCUCGGUGCAGAUUCAUCCCCUGGACUUCACACUGAUGUAGACACCAUUCAUCACAAAAGGGACCAGAUUUCUGCACUAUUGUCCCUCUGCAGCUCCGGUAGGGAGGAAUAUUGGACCGCUGCUGCAGGGCUCGCAGGUUUGCAGUGUUAUUGCUGAAGUUGGACUGGGAAGUUACCGGGUUUUUCACGCAGUAUGGACGGUCUCUGAGUGGAAAGUUGUGGCUUUAUUUCAUUGGUUUUCUGUGGGGAAGCCUUUCACCAUGGUAAGGAGACCUGGAGCUGUGUUCGUGUGUGGAAAAUGAUCGCUAACAGCACCGAGUUUUUCAUUAUGGUGAGGAGAUGUCUUCUCACUUUCAAACCGUUCAGGUAAGAUUUAGAUUCAGAGGGUUAUUUAUUUAUGUCAAGGUAAAGGACAAAAACUCAUUUUGUUCACGUGGUUUAUUCAUAGUUUUUCUCCUUUUCCUCUCAUAAUGAAUGAAAAUGCAAAAAUAAAAACAUGGCAAAAUAAAAGUAACAUUAAGCACGUUAGAUUACUUCAUAAUAGGUUAAAACACCAAGUCAAACAUCUCAAAAUACUAUCAUAAAGAGGCAGCACCAAAAAACAAUAUACAAUAUAGAGAAACAAGUAGUUACUCACCACACUCAUAGGGUAAGAUUUUAUGCAUAGUAUGAAGUCACUAGUACACAAAAUGUAUUUAUUUAUAAGCUUGAGCAUAUUUUAGGCUAAAUUGCAAUGAAUUUUAGAAUCAGGAAUACUUUUAUUAGGAACUUUUUUUAUUAAAAACAUUUAAGUUUAAAGGGGAAAAAUAUUUGGUUAUGUACAAAAGAUGCAGAGUGUUUAGAAAUAAACUGUGUAAAGCACAAGGGGCUCAAGGUAAUUUAUGCAAAAGACAGUUUGCAGCAGUUGGGAUGUUACACAGGUUAUUGCACUCAAUGAAAGAUCAAGUAUUUGAGUUGAUCAACAUUGCACUUAUUAGGUUACUGAACAAGUCAUUGACAGUUAUGCAAACAGAACUAUGUUACACGAUUAUGGAAUUGCAGCUUCCAAAGGAGUGUUGUAUUCAGGGCCUUACAAAGUGUGUAGUUUGAAAAGUUUAAAUGACUCUCUGUGGUGUUUUGAUGCAUUUUCAUGCAAUUUGAACUGCACCUUUAAGUCUCCUCACUUAGCUUUUCAUUUGUCCUGCUAUGCCUCGUGUAUACCGGUGCUUUUAGCUUUCUGGUGGAUAAAUAAUGGUCUUAAAAGCAGGUUCAGACUAUUUGCAUUAAUUGGAACAACUGGACCCCUGCUGUGCAGUAAUUAAGGUUUGGCUGUGCAGCCAAAAGUUUCACAACAAACUAGAAGUAAAUGGAGCAUCUUUAUACUCAUUAAAACUUACCGGCUUAAGCACAAAAGUUGUACACAAGCUGGAGGACUCAUUAAUGUUCAGAAUUAGUAAUCAGAGUCAAAGAUGGAUUCCAUGUCACCCUCGCAGACAAACUAUCCUUUGAGAAAAUACAGUUGUACUACAAGCAGGAGUAAACAUGCAAAUGAAUCUGUUGCAUGCUUAAUCUGCACAGAUGAGUGAGCACAGAGAGAGGAGCCAAUACACUUGUUAGCUCAUACAGCAGUGCAUGCUUUUGUCAAUGUUAAAUCACUGAUUUUUUUCCAAUUUCUCUUACUUAUUGUCACAGAUGUUGGCUGAGUGUCUGCAGACUCUCAGUUGUUAGUGUAUAAUCUUGAAUUUUUCAAUCACCUAGCCUUGCUGAAGUAUGACACACACCCCUCAGUGCCCUUGCAAUUAUUCAGUUAUUCAAUGUUUUAUCCACACUCUAAAAAUCAUGAUGGUUCCCUUUAUUUGCAGUGAGGUAGAGAUUAAGAAAAAUGAAUGUGUAAAGCAAACAGAAGCACAGUAAUCUGUGAAAACAUCUGCAGAUCUUUCCAAAAGAACUAAGAGUGCAGACCUUGAGCAUGUACGGUAAAUUGAUAAACAUUUAAAGGCCAUAAUAUGAAAGCUAAUUUUCCUCCUUUAAAGUUACCCUGCAGGACUAAAAGGAUCAAACUCCAAGAGGAGCAAGAUAGGUCCUAUUUUCCAGUCCAGGAAUGAGUUUAUAAAGGGUGGUGAACAUCUAAAAAAGGAUUUAUAGUAAGUAGAAAAUCAAACUUUUAUCAGGCCUCAGUGUGGGAUAAAAACAAUGGAGGUGCAAUGGUGUGGUCAUGUGGGUAUGUGGUCAUAAAUCUAAGAGCAGAGUGAUAAACUGAGUAUUGAUUUAAAAGCAGAGGAAGCAGCAUGUCUGUAGAUUACAUCCCCAUAUAGGAAGGAAAAGCUGCAUCAACUCAACUUUUCCUAAAAUCCAACCAGAAGUUUGAUUUCAGCAUAAAAUCCAUUUUUGUGGCUCAGGAUUUUCUCUAAGGUGUUUUUUCUGACAUUUUCUCUGCGUGACAUGACUCUUGGAGCGAGGAGAGAGUCAGUGUUGAGCUGAUGUGUCCAAAGCUUUUACUGUAAAAGCUGAAAAACUUGACAAUUCUCUGUGUGUUGACCGCUCUGUGCAGACCUCAACCAUUCGCCUGUAAUUUAAUGCUUUUAUUUGAGCUGUUAGCUCACUGAGCACAGUGUGAGGCAGAAAACCAGAGCGCCCGUGUCAUGCUUUAUUUGCGAUGACACAGUCAAGCGAGUGCACAAGGCUUUUCUCUGAGUUGAUUGGUACAAUAUGAAAGUAUGUCCAUGCUCCAAAAAAGCCUCACAAAGAAAAGACCCAGAGGGAUGGUUCCUGACUCCGUCUGCAUUGUAACUCAAAAGACAGCGAGGAGAGUGCUACUCUUUCUCACCUUAAAUGCCUUCACUGGACUCUGUGAGACAACUAUCCUCUAAAGGUAAUGGAAAUACAGCCUGAAUAAAAGCACACACUGAGAGGGUACAUUUGCAAGAAGGCAGAGACAAUGUGAAAUUAAAGCAGCAAAAUGAUUAUCUAAUGCUGGUGUUUGCACUUUUGAGCCUCUGACUUUGCUUCAGCUGCUUUUCUACUGAUAUAAAGUUAGGCACAGGCUAUAGAUGCUACUUAUUACACAGCUUUGUAGUCAGUCAAUGCCAAAGGUUCAUCAUCUAACUGGAGGAAUUGUCCUUUUUUCAACAGAAAUGGCAAAAGCUAUACCUUGAAAGAAAACAUCUGAAGCUACCUGAUAACAUCCACUUAUCUCCCUAUUUAGCUAUGUUAGCAUAUGUCUUCUAUUGUUACAUUUGCUGCUAACCCACAGCUUGUAGUUCUAAGCCUUUACAAGGGUGUCCUCAUUGAUGGAACAGCCUCAUGUUUCAACAACAGGUGAAAAGCAAUCAUCUCUAACUGGCCUCUGUCAACAUGGAGUUUUCAGUGAAAUAGAAAGCACAAACAGCGAUGUAGUUGUCCCAAAAACAUGAAUUUUUACCACUGUUUUCUGAUGCCUUUUCCUCCACAACAAAGACACCACAUGUGAGAGACUUUCUCAGACAUAGUGAAUCAACAAAGUGCAGAGUGGUGGAAAAACCGGCUUUGACUUUGAACAUGAAGUAAGAUUUGAACAAGCUUCUGGGAGGUUGUGUCUUUGGAAGAGCUUCAUCAGAGCUGCACGGGGUGGUAAUGUACUUCAGCACUUAUGUGAUUGGACAGCAGAGCCCGACGUCAAGUUGAAGCCAAUUCUCUCAAAGUUAUCAAAAGAAGCCGAUCAAGGAACGCACUUAUGUCAACAUAUGUAUGUAAAUACAGAUCAGCAUAAUAGGUCUCCUUUAAAUGUGUGAAAAUUGCAGUUUAUUAAUACAGAGAGCGGAUCCUGGCUCCAAAUUCACAAGCACAGACUAAGAGUUGUGUCUUAGGGGGUAUUUUUUACAAUACAAGAAGAUGAAAAUAUUAGCCUGGCUAGGCCAUACUGUUGCGUGAAUCACUUGCCGUUCCUUCUUGUGGUAAGGAACAGCAAGGGAUUCACGCAACAGGAUGGCCCAGCCAGGCUAUGAAAAUAUCUCGUCAUAUACAGUCAGUGCGUUGGACACAAACACAUCAAAACUUUGAUCAGUCUUAUACACUUUGUCAUAAAAAUUCUGACUGUUUAUAGUUUUCACCAAGACUCAAUAGAUUUUGAUUUUUGUUGUAUUUUUUAUUACUGCUUCCUUUUCAUAUAUUACCUCAAUGUCUAAUUCAAUUUAUUUUUUUAAGCACUGAAAUGUUCAGGACAGACAACAAUCCCACUGAAUCGUCAUCCUUAAGACUCACAGCAGUCUUUCAAACCCAAUUUUCUUUUAUGCGUGUCCCUCCAUCUGCCUUUUCUGUUUGUUUUUCAUUUUCUUCUCUUAGGUUGACUUUCUCUUGUGCUUUAUAAUCCUUCAAUCAAGCAAACUAAAUUAAAUUGAGUUAGACUGAUGUGUCUGUUUGCAAACUCUCCUCGAUCGUUUUCCUUUUCCAUUUUUUAGUUGUCCGUUCUCUCUAAACUUGUCAUCUUGCUCGUGUGUCACCUCCUGUCUUUUCCUCCCUCCUGCAGGAUCUUCGUGUUGGGGAUCGGUUUCUUCAGCCUGUGCUUCCUAAUGACCUCUCUGGGGGGCCAGUUCUCGGCCAAGAGACCCGGAGAUUCCCCGUUUACGGUGCGAGCAGAAGGUAGGACACUUUCUGUUCUGUCUCCGCACCGCUCUGCUCCGUUGCCUCUUGCUCCUUCUGAGUAAUGAACAGGCUGUGAACAUGCUGAGGGCUUCGUGGGGUUUCCUUGAUUGCUGCCAGCAGGCUGAGCGACCUGCUCACUUUGCUCAUCAGGAGCGUGUCAGGGGGGAACGCUCCUCUCUCUUCUCAUCUUCUCCGCCAUCUUUUAAAACACCUGCUUUCAUCUCUACUCAGUGCACACAUGACCUCAUUCUGACCCACACUAACUCAGUUUUAGUUGUUUCAGGAGUGCCUGAAAGUUCGUGGAGGCUGAAGUAGAAUCUUUUUUUGUUGGUGUGCUGACCCUGUUGGCAUGAAUGUAGGCGUAACAGAAGAUAUUCUAUACUUAACAUGUAAAGUGAUCACUUCACCAGUAAACUUCUGUUAAGCUUGAAAAGAGCAAUAACAGACUAGAAUCACUUGGGCAGAGAAAUUUACAAAACAUUUCCAGGAUAGAAAACCAGAACUCUGUCAAUGUUGGUUGUAGAUAAUCCAGCAAAAUAGCUCACAAAUUUAAGGAAUGCAGUUAAAGGGUCAAGCCAUUUUGUUGUCUUUGGGCUGUUAUCGGUAGUACUUCAUAAGGACAAUAAUAGAGUGAUACUGGUAUCUCUUUACAAAGGUAUGAUUGUCCCAGAUUACCACUGAUGUAAACCAGGAUAUGCCCUCAUAUGGACUGUUUUUUCCAGCAUGCAUCAAACUAGAGAUAGACUGAUUUAUAGCACGAAUUAAUCAGAUUAACACAUUGGCAUCGGUCUUCACAAGGCAGACAUCACCGCUAUAGAAAAGUCAUUUUUCUUUUCCCCAAUGACAGCAUAUCAAAUGUAAACAGCCACUAACUUUUGUUAAGUUUAAACUAUGUAGUUGUUGAUGUUUAGAAUAAUGCAGUUUAAUAAUGAUAUUAAUACUUACCUUGACUUAUUUUCUUAUUUUUACUUUUUUUGCAGAAAUUAUAAAGUUACUUGUGAUAAAAUUUUACUGAGCCAAAAAUUUUUCCGCCUACUUUAAAUUAAAGUUCUUGUAAGGAACUUUUGGUUUGUGUCAAUCUUGGCGCCCCCUGUGAAAAUGCAGUCUUUGCUUACCUUGUCCCAAACAUGCUUAGGUUGUGACUUUUGACAAAAAACUGUUAUCCUGCUGAUUUCUGACAGUGAAAUUUAUCAUUUAUUGUGAAUAUUUUAAGGACAAUUAUAAAAGCAGGGUUGUUUUUUCAGCUGCUUGGCUGACAUCUAUCCCCUUAUGAUUGGUAUUAUAUCUGUCCAAACAAAUUGUCAGUCUUGUUGCUGAUGAUCUUUUUUGCUUUUGUAAAUCAUAUAAAGGCAAUGACAUGAGUUCCAGGCAUAAACAUGAAAAAAUUCUCUCAGGAGCUUUAAUGUUAAUACAGAAGCAGCUUUGGAAACAGACCUUACCUUUGCUGAGAUCAUCACAAAAAAUCCAAACUAUUUCAGAGGCUCCACCCCCAAGAAAAGCUAAUUAUCUUCCUCAGCACGUUGUCUGUGUUUGCGCUUUGUGCCUCUGCAUAUGAACCAGUUCAGCAGGAGCCUUUGGGGAGAGUCAGUGUUAGCUUUUGGUCUGUUGUCUCUCACCUUUUAUCUCUAGCUGGCACAGUGUUGACUCUGCAUGUCAUCCUCUGCUCUGUGACCGUAACCAGCUGGCACAUUGAAAAAAAUCCCAGUAUCUAUCACAACCCCUGAGGACAACAGUUGGUUUAAGUUUGUGUUUGUGAAAUAUUUAACCAAUUAUUUUUAUUUCUGUUCACUGAGACAGAAGUAAUUACUCAACCCAGCUGGAAUAACACAGUCCUUGUUAGAGCCAAUUAGGGAACAGCUUUUCACCCUGUGGUGGUUUGUUGUAUGAGACUCAAAGAUAGCGUAAGAGAUGUGGAAAGGGGCUCUUAAAAAUGUUUAUGAACAGCUGAACCUACCCCCGAUUUCAAUUUGCAAACCCACCUAUUCACUAUAGAUUAUUGUCCUUUUCAGAUGGCUACCAAUUAAAGAUGUAAACAAAUUCGACUCAACAUUUCAGUUCAUGGUCAAGUUAAAAUACCAGUGUGUUUAUUUUCACAAUUUACAUUAAGCUAAACAUUUCUGUUAAAGGCAACAUUAAGAGAUGAUCUGGACUUCAGCAAGAGUGUUUAUCUUGACAAUCUUGUCCUCAUUCAGCUCUCAUGCUUCUCAGAGCUUUGCAGUUGACACACCUUUGCCGCAGUGUCAACAGGCAGAGCUGAAUUGGCCAGGAUCCCUUCAUGUGGAUUGAUUUAAAGCUCCUGUGAGGAACUUUGUGUCAAUAGCCAUGUUUACGUGUGCAAAAUUUCUUGAUCUGAUUAAAAAUUUGAGGGAUUGGAUAGUCUGAAUCCACUGUUUAUAUGGGUGCAAAACCAAUUUCGAUCAUAAGGUGUGUAUCCAUGCACCAAGUUUUAUUCAGAUUUGGAAGCAUUUGGACAUGUGCAGAGUUGUCUGAUUUCACUAAAACAUCUACAGAAGAAGAGAUGUAUUUACGCCUGUGUUGUCAAGGAACGAACAAACCCAGUACUGUCUCACUCCAUCCAAUUCAGGAGUUUUCCCCUGUUAAAUGAUGUCACUCGAUGGCGGUCUUGCAUACUUAUUCUUAGUUCCAGUUACCUCAGAAGUCUGAGUCUGAGCUGAAAAUGACGUCACACCAGCGUUCCCAGCGUUUUAGAUACUGAGUCGGAAAAAAAGGAAAAUCAGAACGAAAACAAGAUGGCUACAUCUACGAAAGUUAUUUUAGCGCUUGCCUUAUAUCUGGACAAGGCACUCGCUAAAAUAACUUUCGAUGUAGCCAUCUUGUUUCCACCUCUGAUUUUGCUAAUUUCCAACUUGGUAACUGAAAUGCUGGGAACUCGGGUGUGAUGCCAUUUUCAGCUCUGACCAUAGACUGUAUAUAGAAUGGAUGCUGUCUGCCUCCUCGCUGGGUAAAGCCACUCCGAGAACAGCACCCUCUGGGGACGGGCUGCAGUUUAGGUCAUAAAUCCCGCCUCCGCCAGCAAAGCUUAUGGGGCUGUGGACAAACUUUAGAAAUUUAUUACACAGAACAUAUUUUUUUCUCCCCCCUGCUUGCGAUGUUGACAUGUAGUUACUGUAAGACUGGUUUGUGCUCAAGUCCUCUUUUUUCUGUGAAGCUCCAUUUUUAAAAGUUAUUAGAAGGUUCGUGUUUUCUAUGAUUGACACCUGAUACAGCCUGUGGGCGUAUAAGGAUUGCGUAGCUCACCCAGAGGAUACGCUGUUUAAGCCGAGCGUCAUCACAGCGACUCUCGUCGUCUCUCCCACCGAUCGCGUACAAUCCUACUGCACAAUGUUGGUUUCAGGAAAUGGAGAGAGAACGCGGAAUUACCGAGAGCGUUUUGGCCUCAAAUCAGUAUACAGGCGGAAGGUGGAACCAAGUUGUCCAUAGUAUAUACAGUCUAUGGCUCUGACUUCUGACUUCCGAGCUAACUCGAACGCAGCAUUAUUUUACUGUUCAGCCAAAGGUUGCACUGUGCGUUACCGGAGGAGCAGACUCGGCACCUGCGGUUGUGUUUUAUGCCAGAGUGUUAAUAAUGAAACCUCCUGUACCGGUCUAAGUAAAAGAGCCAAAGGCUAAAGAUUGAAGAUCAAGUCAGGUAAGAGAGUCACGAUCGGAAUAUGUGUUUACAUGAACGUGUUUCGGAAUAGCGAUUUCGGCAUAAACCACCCCUCUUCCGAUCGACAUGUUUACAUGACGCAAUUCUAUUCCGAUCGGGCAUUAUUUGUGCCCUCGUAAACACAGCUAGUAUUUGUUCAUUCCGUCCGCUACAUGGUCAAGAAUUUUGACACACCAAAAAAUCACCCUACUGAUUUUGACAAAAUAAAUGGCAAAAAUAAAUCUCUGCAGAUCAUGCCUUGUUGUUAUAUUUUUGGACAUGUGGGUGCCAGAGGUGUAAACCAGAGUCUCCAACAACAUGCUGCCCUGAGUCACUGCUUAUGUUGUCUGCUAAGCUUACCCUGAUCAGUAGUAUUGUCCAGCAGCAAUUCAACAGUAACUGGCUGCAGCCUGGAAUAAUUUGUGUCUUGAUGGAACACAAUUCACCACAUUGAAAUCAGGCCACCAGAUAGCGGUCAUCUAUGCCCCCCAAAAGAUUGUUACCAUUUGCAGAUGCUGCCCCAUUAUCACACCUCAGCCAGUGGGUUCCUACUAUUGACUGGUCUGAUUUAAUAAUACCUUACCUGAAGCUCAACGACUGUUUGGCCUAAUUGGUUGUGAUAUUAAAUUGAGCUUUUACUGGUGCCCCAUUGUACGCUGUGUCAGAGGUCAGUGCUGAUACUAGUGUUCAGAUUGUUACAGCUUUACUGUUUCAAUUGUUGUUCAUUCAGAAAUUGUCAUUAAAAUUGUCUCAUUGAUGAGGCGCCUGUGUAAUUCUGCAAUCCUGUUAAUGCAGCAAAGUGUUGUGCAAAGGUGCAUGAAAUUAUUUAGAGAAUCUCACCUGUUCGUGAAAUAGUAUUUGCAGAGUAGAUUUAGGGUGUAGGAGGGAGAUAUUUAGAGAGGGGUUGGUAUGGUGGAGGAAAGCUGUCUGAUUAAUUAACCACUCAUAAGCUGCAGUCAGGGGAAGGCAUCUGGCCUCCAGCUCAUUAAACGCUGCCUGGCCGCUAACCAGGGAGAGUCAGACUGUGUAAAUUCUCGCCCUCUGUUUGUGUUUGUGUUCGUGUGCAUGAGUGGGAUUGAGGAUGAGCUGCACAGGGGGUUAGUCUAAUGAAUGAGCUGGAGUUCAUUUUUCAGAUACUGCACACACCUUUCCAAUCUGUGCGACAGGAUAUUGAGGGGAGAUGCGUGCUGUUUUCAUCCAUGAUGUCAGUCUUUGCACGAAAACAUGUGUGCAACAUGCAUUCAAGCAGGAAAUGUGGAAAUUUCAUUCAAGCAGUGGAUGCACUGCAGUGUUUUGAAACUAAAAGGGUAAGAAGAAUGGCCAAGCAGCACCAAGAGGAACAACUACCUCAUUUACUGCCGCUCCUGCGAAUGGCAACGAUUACCUGAGAGCAAAAGGUGAAAAGAAAAAUAUGUAAUUAUUGUCUCGCAGCCUCGGCUUCUCCCUCACCUCUCUCUGUCUCCCUCUACCUCUUUUUAUUCCUUUUGUUUCUCUCCAGAGCUGCUCUGUCUUUCUAUCUUUGUAUCGUUUUUCUAAUAAACCAUUCCUCAAGAUACACAACCGCCACUCUGACUGCUUUUCAGUCUUUUUCUCACAUCAAUAACAAGCUUCUUUCCUAUUCUUUUUUUCUAGUCUUGCCUCUCUGCUAUUGAAUUUUUAUGUUCUGUAUAUAAAAUCACUAUUUUUGAGUGUGCAGCAUUUUUGAGCCCUGAGACUCAAAAUACCACUUAGUUGCAUUUGGAUACUGAGCUUUAUACAGAUUUAAAAUGCUGCGUUUUCUUCAUUAGUCCCCUUUGAAGGUACAGGAAACUAAUGAUGUAAAAAAGGAGGAAGAGUCGGGGAGGGAAGGGGGGCAGGGGAGACUAUUUCUGCUAAAGUAGGAGGCUUAAAAGGCUGAGGCAUUUGAUCCUAGAUAUCUUAAAGGCUGCAGAGGUGCACUGUAGCUUUCUAAUAAGCUCUUUGAAGACCACCUUCACAGCAGGUCCUUUUACCUUCGGGGUCUUAAUGCAGCUUUGACACAAAUGGAGAGAGAGGCCCAGGAAGCUUUCAGGUUUUACCUCGGUCAGAGCGAGACUAAAUGGUUCAGGUGUUAAUGCGUUCUCUUCUUCCAACCUGCAAGCUGCUCCCAAUCCAUCGCCCUGUCAGUGAUGGAAAAAUUCAGUUUGCUGCAGGAAAAUAAACUGUUGCAUCAUCUAAGGAUGGGAGAUGUUGUCUUGGGGUCCCAUUUGAUGAAAAAUAGAUUUUCUUGCCUAUAGAUGUAUAUACUGGAGUUAUCUUACAGCCAAAAAAAACCUUGAGAAAGUGGAAGCUAAAAGCCUCUGCAUUGUUUCUGUAGCACACCUACAGGGAAAACAGCUUCUACUUGAGGAUUUGAACAGUCUCCUGUGGUGAUGUAACCACAGGAGUAAUUUGCAUAAGCACACAUUCAAAACCACUUUUGCCCACAUGUAUGCUCAAGUAAUUCCUCCUCCACCUGCACCACACAGGUUUUGCUUCGGCACUGCAAAGUCAGGAUGUCAUAGGACACGCCAACUGUUCUGCAAAAACCACCACAGACGUUCAUACUCUUUCCCAGCAGCCGUGCCGUUUUGCAUGUCGCAUGUCACAACAUCUUGCCAGUUUCAGUCAGUCAGUUUUCUUAACCUCGGACUGCCACAAUAGCAUGGUGUAUGUCAUGAUAUGUUCUGUUGAUUUAGUUUUUUUUUCCUGGUUCUAUUUGAGUACAUUUUGUGUAUUGUCCCUAGUGUUUCUGUUCCCUAUGGUUCAUAUUCCCCUGUAGUCCAGUCUUGUCAGUUUUUUAGUUUGUGUUUGACCCUGUUUCCCUCCUGUUCUCUGUGUUUUAUCCUGUAUAUCAGUUGUGAAUGUUUCCUGUGUUAUUUUGUAGUAGUUUAUUCCCUGUGUUUCUAGUCCUGUUUUACUUCCCUAGUUUUCCCUCCUUUGUUAAUCACUCAUUAGAUUCACCUGUGUCUUGUCUUCCUCGCCUGUUGCUGGUUUACCAGUGUGUAUAUAGUCCCUGUUAUUCCCUCUGUCCUUGUUGGUUGUAUGUAAGUCCAACCCGAGUUCCUUAUGAAUGAACUUUGGCAGGUCUAGACAGCAUAUUUUGUUAGACUUUUUUACAAAGACUCAACGUUGGUUCACCAUGAGUGAAGCACUAAGGACCAUUUAGCAAUUAAUAAAUGUUAAAUGUGCUAAAUGCAUAAUGAGAGAGAAAACCAUGAACAAAAGUGAAAUUAUCCCAACAUUUUGACUGUUGACUUUAUAAAAGAGGAAUCAUUAUUUAAACCUGUAAACCUUCUCUACCUUUUACCUAAACUUUGAGCAGUGAGGCGUCAGGCGUGCAGGGAGCUACCAUGCAUCCUGUUCACAAACAUCCUUUCACAGACACUGCUGUAACUUUUUUAUUUCAUGGCUCAGUGCUCUUUACAACCUGAUGCAUAAAACCUGGUCUUACCAACAUGUCUCUUUGUGAGGAUGUGGCAUUUUCAGGUCCAUGAAUGCUGGAAGCUGCGGCUCUUUGUUUGAAAAAUGGGACAAAUAAUCUGCUUGAAAUAGAAGCAGUUUUCUUCACCUCCUCCUCCUCCUCUUUCUCAAAGUAUUAUGAAUAAAAUAAACUGACCUCUGUUUCUCAUGUUUCUUCAGAGGCAGUUAAGAAUAACUGGGAAUUAAUAUGCAGCUGUCAGACUAGAAGAAAUAAAGAGGUGUGAUUAAAAUAUGAUGGCUUAUUGUUCCUUCUCUCACAUGCUGAAGUCACCUGGUGGGAAAAGCAGUGAUUUUCUCUUCGAUUGUGCAGCAGGGGCGGUCCUCCUGCAACUCUUAACAAGAAUGUGUCUCAUAUUAUUUGCUGUUGCAGGCUUUAUUGCAUUGAGCGUUUCUUGAUAAGAUUUUAGAGUUCAAUUUACAACGUCUGUGUUCGAUUUUUUGUUUACUUUUGUGUGUAGAUGUGUUUGUGAGGACCUAGCUGGUGAUUAAACUGUCUCCUGGGGGGGGGGGGGGGGGGGGGGAUUAAGCACCACAGCUCUGAUUGCAACCAUUUUUUUCAAUUAGCUGCCACAUUAUUACCUUGAUCUGACCGUGCAGCAUGUGUGCAUAGUACUCAUACAUGUGGUUACCGCACAAACAUAAUUAUUUUCCAAGCAGCGCAUGCACAAGCAGCAUGACUUCCUGUUCUUUAUUAGUGAACAAAAGCAGCUUUGAGUGCAUUUGGUAGGCAAAUUUCGGCCUCUUUUUGGUGUAUAUGUAUUGUUUGUCAGGAAUUUCCAGCUAUGUAGGGUGAGCAGUAAAACUGGGUCAGGAAGUUGAUUUUCAGACGUGCUUUAGGUAGCAUUUUCUAUUCUUGUUGUGCCUUUGUGUGAAAACAGGAAAUAUUUUUAUGCAAAUUCUCAUCACACUUUCAUGGCUCAGCACAAUAUGACAAGAAGAAGCAUGAAAGAGAAUAAAACGACUAAACUCCCCGUCUGGAAAAGGAUGUGUGUUGGGAUGCUGGUGUGUUUUAAAAGAACAGCAGCAGUCACAAUGUUUGAGUCUGACUUUUCUCACCUUCUUAGCGCCUUCUCCUGUUCUUUCUGAGAAAUGUAUCCACCCAUGUAAAGCUGUAUCAAAUCAAUAAACACUGCAGCAGUAUAGUGGGUGCAGUACAAGAAAACAUCUCCAUGCAUCAGGCUGAGCGAGUUAGUUUUCACCUGCACGCUGCAGGGAGACUCAGGGCUGUAAACUAAUGGAAACGCCAGAUUUAGAGAAUAAUUAAAGCUGCAGACAGAAACCCAUGUUAAAGAAAUAGUGCAGGUAGUUUUCCAGCUGUCAGGACAAAUAGAAGGCUGUAGCCGCAGAGGUGAGAAGAAGUGACAGAAGCUUUUGGCUUCUGGUAGCUUUCAGAACUGUUAGCUCCUUCAUAGGAGCCAAAAAGACUAGAGAGACUCAAUUUCAAUCAGGCAAUUUUAGUAAUGAAUAUCUGAAUUAAGAGUGAGAGAGGCAUGCUGGGAAAAGCUGUGUGCGUGUGUGUGUGUGUGUCAGAGAGAGAGCAGAGCAGGAGGUUUUGUGUGAAUUUCUCCAGCUGUCAGGUGAGAUGGAGAGGUCUGACCUUGAGCCCCCUCACUGAGAAAACUAGCCGAGCCAGCCAGCGUAUCAGAGAUGACAGGAUUUAUUUAUUAGGCUCUCAGUCAUGCCAGCGGGGAGGAGAAAAGAUUUUUUUCAACCUAAAUAAAUCAUUUCACUCAGCUACAAGGCAUUGUUUUGUUGAUGAAUAAAUUGCUGAAUGCAGAAACACUGAUUUCAUUGAAUUUUCUCCAGAGAUGAUGUUUUUUAUUUGGCUUCACGUAUGAUUGUGUCUCAUCAGGGCUGCUGUAUCGUCUGUAUUUGAAAGAAUGAUGAAUAUAGUCGUCAUUGUUAUUUUGGAUUGAUUUAAUUUAUUUAUUUUUAUUUAUUUAUUUAUUUAUUUUAUUUAACAACAAAACAGAGUGACAACAAAAACAACAACAACAAAAAAUUCACAAAAAUACUUUUGUGAGGGAGGGGGAAAGAAUAUAUAUAAUAGAGAAUAAAAAAAAUCUUAGUUAGAUUAAAUUGAAAUAUAUAUAUAUAUAUAUAUAUAUAUAUAUAUAUAUAUAUAUAUAUACACACACACAUAGAUAUAUACAUACAUAUGCAUAUAAAUACACACAUACAUACAUACAUAUACAUAUACACACACACACACAUUGUGUACAAUGAAUCACCAACACAACAGCGACAAGCAACAACAACAACAACAACAGCAUCAAUAAUAACAACAAUAGCAAUACUGGCAAUAAUAAUGACAACAAACGAAUGAUGACGAUGACAACAACAAUAAUAACAGUAAUGAUUACCACGACGAGGAUACAUAACAACAAAAAUCACUACAAUAUACAACACCAUAGUCCGGACCAGAGGCCAGCCCGGCCCCCUGCACUGCCAAAAAGCAGGCCGACCAGCACCCACGUCCGCCAUGGUGAGACGCCUGUGGGGCACCCCACAGGGCCCCGCCCCUUGACCACCCACCAACCGAACGGACCACCCACUCUACCCCUGAAUACCCCGGGCUACACAUGACUCUCAUCUUGUGUGUUGUUCAUGAUUGAUUCAAUUUUAACAUUGAUAUCAGUCUAACCAAAAGGCAAACAUGCGAGUGAAAAAACAGUCGUAUAUGAUUUAAAUGUUACAUACAAUCAAAUAUACAUGAUUAUCUUUGCAGUAAACCCUAUAAAUCAGUUGGAUCAGUUAAUCGGUCCAUCUUGGAAUCUAGUUUAAAUCAUUUAUUGUUUUCCCUGAUGCAGUGCAGCUAAGCCAUUCAGAAAGUACCUGGUUUGUUGUCAUUAAUUUAAAGGUUAUAGAUUAAUACAUAAAAGGCACCACCCCCCACAGGCUCACAGGAAGGACAGAUGCACAUGCACAGUUACGUACUGUUGUCGCCUCACACACAGCUUGUCUGGGUUGCUGUCUGUGUCGUUGAAAUAAAACAAACUAUUAUGUAACAUUACAUCUUGCUUAUGCUGUUUUACAUUUGAUCUGGGAGAUUUUGCAACAAAAACGUCUACCUGCCAAAGCCUCCUAACGCUGAAUGUCAGUCACUUGCGUAACAUUGGCAGAAGCUUGAAUUUUAGCUUUGAAUUUAACGUGUUCAAUUUUUAGCAUUUAAAGAAGGACUGAAGUGAUAUUUUUGAUGAUAUUGUUUUUUGAAGUGGCAGCUGAAAUCUGCUAGAUACAAUGAUGUAAUUAUUUACAAAAUGGUAAAAACUGGAGAGCCCUAGAUGUGAACGUAGUUGAUUGUUGUUAUAAUACUGCCAACUAAGAUCUUGGCAGCUGGCAGCAGCAAGUGCGAGGCUUGCGUGUUGGUGCUUGAGUCCAAGUCAUUUAGACAAGUCAUUUGAUGGUGACUGAUCCUCUGCUGAAUUUUGCAAUAGUUUCAGCCUCGAUGUGAGAUGCAUCUUGAAAACCGUCCUAGAUUUGUUGUGACAGAAGCAGAUUUCUUAAAAUACGGUGUCAGUGUAGACAUGAAAUCAACAUCUACAAAACUGAACACAAUUGAACCAUUUUCGACUAUUUUUUAAUGGUGCAAAGGUUUUCGUAAAGGUUGUUUCAACAGGGAUUCACCAUGUAGCGCCUUCCUCGUAUGAAAAAAGUCAGGAUAAACCAUCUUAAUUUUAUUGAUAAUAGUCGUGCUGUUUUAAAUUUGGGUGAGUAUUUUGAUUAAAAAUUCUGUUUAAGCUUAGGAAUCUCAGGUCUGAAUCAUCCUCGUCUCUGACCUUGUUGAAACAGUAUUUUUUUUAAUCCAGUGAGUCACUACAUGGUCAGUUGUUUACAGCAGAUUUCCUGGUGUUUCGCAGAGUACACAGCAGCCUACAGUACAAACGGCACUCUAAUUGGAAUUUGUUCACAGUAUCGAUCGUGCUGUGGCACUUUGGAAAUUGAGUCGUUAAAGGAGAUUAGCUGCUGCUAACUCUGCCUUUUAUUAACCAGCAGAUGAGGGACGACACUAAGGAGGCUGUACGUUUGCACACAGUUACCAUCCCCAGCCUCCGCUAGACUCCCGUCCACAUGGGAAAAAAGAAAAAAAAAACCUCAACCAAUAAUCCCCUGAGAGGCUGCAGGAAGCAAGAGUGAAGAGUUGCCUGAUGAAGAGUUGAUUGCAAACAUAUAUAAGGCUGAGCUCUAAAAAUGUUCUGUGUAGGAAGAGCGGGUGUUUGGUGCUCAGUUACAGUGAUUAACGAGUACGAUGUGUGCGAGGAACAGAACUGUGAAGAAAUCUAAGUUUCUCCCACACUUUGGCCCAGAGGCUUUGUUUGCACUCAGUGGCAAGACUAUACAAAACAAAACAAAGAAAAAUCCUCUCGUAAAAUGUGGUUAGGAGUUGAAAAAAAAAAGGAUUUGGUGAUCAAGGUUUGGCUCUACACCUCCCACGUCAUCAGAUUCAGACAGAAGGCAGCAAACUUUAGAGACUGUUGACUUUUAUUACCUUUAAAAUUGGGAAAGAGCGAUUUAUAUCUGCAAAACAGACCAAAACUAAUACUCAUACCUCUUAGUGACCUACAAAAGCAAACAGGGACAAAAGCUAAAGGAUUGACUAUUUCAGUGGAGUUAUUUUGAACGCCCAAAAAUCACUGCUAUCGAUGUCAGCCUUCAUUGAAAUUUUUGAAAACAAAGAUUCGCCUUGACUGAGGAAAAGGAGAAAAUAAAAAGACCCUCCCUCAGAGGAACGCCAUGUACCAAGAAAAUUAGACAUGUUUCCUUUUGGGUUCAUACUUCUAAAGAAAGCAGUAAUGGAGCUGAUGAAACAAAGACUUGACAGGAAGAAAUGACCAAAGUGAACUGGUGAACCUAGACUCACCUUAAACAGAUUACCAAUUUCAACGACGAAACUGAAGCUUACCAAAAACAGAUGGCUUCCACUGACAGUUAAACUGAUACUAACUGUUAGCAGAUUAUUUACAGUAAAACUGAGACUCAUCAAAAACAUUUCACCCCACUAAAUGAAAAGGAGACUCACCUGAAACAGAUGAUCACUUUUUACCAAUGAAUGUGGGACUCACCUGAAAGAAAUGGGCAAGAAUUAACAUUUAAACUAAGACACAGACUAUCCCGGUUACAUGGUAGAGAAAAUCGAAUUCCAGUCGCAUUAUCUGGGUGUCUUAAUCAGAGUUCUCAAACUCUGAUUAUAGUCGGCUAAGGUCAUUACAUGCACUUUAGUUGUCUGGUCUUAAUUGGAAUGAGGCAAUAAUUCGGUUUUCUCAAGUGUCAUGUAAACGUACUGACUGUCUCUGAGACUCGGCAGAAACAGAUGACCAGGAUUGACAAUGAAACUGUGACUUGUCAGAAAUAGAUAACCACCACUUACAAUUAAAGUUAAAGUCACCAUUCUCAGAUUUUGUCUCUGUCUCAAAGCAAAGACAUAGACAUUGCACACAUUCAAAUGAUUAUUGGAUAAAGGCUUUUGCCAAUUGGACAGUAAACAACACAGCUGAUUGAAAAUGAAGUUUUGGCUGAAAAUUGUUUAUCCACUUUCCACACUGGCCUUGCCAAGAAGUUGGCAUCUGUUCUUUAAGACAAAUAUAGUUGUCAGAUUACAGAAGAUAAAAGCAAAUGGGUUCAGAGAUCGAGGAAAUUACUACCCCGCAGUAUUUUCUCCAGAGCUUACUCUCACUUCUUUUUCUUGCCAGUGUCAUUCUGUCUUGAAAUGAAUUAAUAGACUGCUGUUAUAAAGCAAAAAGUCUGAAUGGGCUCAUUUAGCCCCUCUUUCUGUCAGUUGAAGGAAAAUAUUGUGAACUCCUGAAUUAUUCAGUAUGAGACUUCUUAAGGGCAGUGUGACUGAAGUUAGUCUAGAAAUGUCUGAAACUAUGCUAAGCCAAGAAAGAAAAUAUGUGCAGGCAGAGGAGGAGGAGGUUUAAUGGGAUAUCUGGGCUCUCACUAAUUUGAUUCACUUUCUGGCUGAAGAGGACCACUCCAACAGAGUUUGUAAUCCUGCUUUCUGAUCCUCCACUUCUCUUUCUUUUUGAAAUGCCAACAGACCAAGAGACUUUAAAGAUUUCUCUCUUUGUCCUUAUUUUAUUGACUGGUGAUGUAAUACAAUUUCUUUUCAGCAGAGAAAGGUGACUUUUGGCCGGGUGGUGAUAAAUGAACUCUGACUUGAGGAGUGUGUGCACACAUCGCACUUUUCUAAAGCCUAAUGCAAUUGCUGGGGAACAGCGAGUAGGGAGGCUUUACUUUCGCUCAGUUUCUGUAAAAGAAGAACAAUAUAAAGGCUGCAGGCUCCUUUUUUUUCUCAGAGGCUCAAACCACAAAUUCACUCUGAGUCCCAGGAGUGGUGUUAUUUAUCUUGAUUCUGUGAGUUUUCCUCACGUUAAGCUACUUUUGGGCCGCAAAGAACUGUGUUUUCUGUGCAGUUCUUGAUGAUUUGAAACUAAAGCAUUUAUACGUUUAUAAUUACUCUCUGUAGUGUGCCUAAAUCUUAAUCUAAUCAAAGAAAACAGUGCUGGGUCAGGACCUCCUCUCAGCACUGCAGUCUUCAACUUGCAUUGACCUUAUUGCUGUAGCUGCAGGCCCUUUAAUUGACUAGGUGUCCACUAUCAGCAUGCUUCUGGUUUACCACCUGUCAGGUAGUUAAUUAUUUGAGCUGAGGACGACGAGAAAACAUUACUGUCAGACUAAUUUGCACAUCGAUGUGUUUUGUUGGAAAGCUGUGUGGCUUCUAAUGAAGGGUAAACAGAAAUAGAAAUGACUGGAGAGAACAUACAACGAAAUUAGACAUGAAAGAUUGAUUUAAAAUGUGACCCUGAGGGCUUCAGUAAAUCAUCUGAAAGGGGAAAGUCUAUCGUGUUUCAACUGAUGUUUGUUUUGUGUCUGUGAACUGCUCUCCAAGUUCAUCAUAGAAUCUCUUCAAAUGAGAGAUAUCGUGACUCUUUCCAGUGGAGCUCCUGAAGUCUCAAAACAGGGUGACUUUUACUUUGUUAAGAUAAACCUAGUUCAGGAGUAGGGCUGGGCUUUAUGGAAAAAAGUUUAUCACAAUAAAUUUUGUUCAUAUCAGUCGAUAUCGAUAUAUAUUACAAUACAAAAAUGAAAUUUAUGAGUACUUAUUUGUAGCAUGUCUUUUGCAAUACCAUAAGUUACUGCAUCUGUGAGGUCUUUGGUAAAGGACUGAAUGGUCGGCUGUUUCGGCUGCACAGGUGCCAUGGGCUCCUUGCUCCGCUCAGAGUUUAUAACCUUUUGCAUUACGCGUGCUCUGCCUCAUGGCACUGCUUCAGGUGGUGCAAAAGAUUUGAGGCAUUCCCCGACUUUGCAAGAACAUGUACUCGACAUAAUUUGCAGUGCACAUUACUCUGCUUCAUGUCCGACCUCAAAAAACAAAAAAAAUACCUCCACACCACCAACGUUUUUGGACCAGUGUUGUUGACAAUGUCGUCAUCUGUUGAGCCUUCAUCUGCAUUUCUGACGGGGGUAACACUCAUUUUCUUUUUUUUUCACCAACAGUGCUGUCAGCUUCGCGUGGACCCUCAUUCUCAUUCACAUCCUUAAUGAUAGUAGAAGUUUAUGUUAUGUUGAGUGAUUGAUUGAUGACAUGUAUUUAUGUGUCAUGCUUACAAAGUGUCCAACCUUCAUGGUUUAAUUUGCGGUGGUACAAUGAUUCACAGACUCAUUUCAAAAUGACAUCUUCUUUUUACAGCUCAGUCUUAAACUUUGUAUCCUGUCUCUUCUCCCAAACUUUGUACAUAAAAUCUGCUACAAAGAAGGUUUCUCUUCUGAAACACAACUCAAUUUUUUUACAAUCAUCAAACAAGUUGAAUCAUUUAAAUUGAGUACAAUUUACCACAAAGCACAUCCUUCAAGUCAUCAUAGAUGGGACAGUAAAUCAACAAAUCUCAAACUCACGUAACAAACAAACAAACUGUGUACUCUGGAGUGAAAUUAAACCAGUCUCAAAAGCUGAUGGAUUUAGGUUGUUGAUAUAAAAUGUAAUCAUUGGUGGUUAUGUUGUGUACUAUGUUGACAAUAUCACAGUGUUUUGCCCAUCAAUAAACCCCAUCACAUUCAAAUCUAUCAUGAUUUGAAUCAGUAGAAUUUUGUCACCCUCUUCCCAGAAAUGCAAACUUCCCCCACGCUGUUUGCCAUGUUUGACAAAUCAAACAAACGACCAUAAUUUAUUGCAAACAGACCAUGCACAGACAUAAUGCAACCAUGAACCAGUAUUAUAAUUAAUACAUGUCAUACAUAUGUGAGUUAUUGUAUUUGAGUUUUUAAGUUAUAGGAUUGAUAUUUUCCAAUAAGAAUUUUGCUAUUUUCCCCUUUGACACAGGAGUAUGGUGUUCAUGUGAACACUUUAUUUUGUGCACUCAAGAUAAUUAGUUGUUAAUGUAGUGGUUAAGUACUUCCUCUUGAGCUGUGUGAUGAACCAGACAUAACAAUCCACCUUUGCCUCCGACAAGCUGUUUAUUUUGAUAACAGCAGGUGCAUUUUGGACCUCUCAUAGCCUUUUUAUUUUUAGUAGUUCAAAGCUUUGAAGAGUUGCUAAACACAGAGAAGAAUAAUACAGCCAACUCUAUCUAUCUAUCUAUCUGUACGUCCGUCUGCCCGUCCGUCCGUCGUUCCGUCAGCUGGUGGACUUAUUAACAGCUUACAGUUUCACUCCUCACUUUUCUUUAUCGUUCUCAUUAAAAAGCAUCUUUGUGUUGUUUUUGUUUCUCUUUCAGUGCUUGGGGGUCAAGAGUCUCGAGGUGUGCUGAGGAAAAUCAGUGACAUGCUGGAGGUCAUAAUGAAGAGGAUGGAUGCUCUUUCUAAACUGGGAAACACCACAGACACUCACAGGCUGGAUGAGCUCAGCUCGGCUCUCGACAGGUACGCCUUCUUAGUCUAUAACGGCUGUCAGACUUGUUUUAAAUUAGACACAGCCCGUGUGAAAAGCCACCAGCUGUCAGGUCAGGUUAGUCCUUCUGCACAAACAUCAAGUAAUUGCAUCUGACAGGUGGAGGAAGGACUGUAUUCUUUUAAAAGUUCAAGAUAAAUGGCAGCGUGUGGGUUAUCUUUCAUAGAAAAGUUCAUCAGGAUUAGAGCUGACUGGAGGUUAUGUGGAUUGACUUUGAAUCUAUUUCCAUGUCUUUAAUAUCAUUGUCUGAGCAGUGCAGAUGUCAGUGUAGGGUUAUCUGACUGCAGUGUUAUGAAAUAUUAGGAGAUAAGAUCUUAAAGGUGUGAAGAAAUGGGGAUAUUAAGUGAAAUUUGGCGGUCAGAUUCUAGUUUGAAACACUCCCUUACUCACCCCUCAUGAUGGCCAAGCUUUAUAAGUGAUGUUGGCUGAUCCUCUAUUUAUCAAGUCUGUACCAUCAAAACUGUCAAAGAACAAAUUAUUCAAUGCACAACAACCUCUUCUGCGUCAUCUUCUGCAUCACUUUAAGUCAGAAAUAUAUGUAUAUAUUUUUUUUAUGUUGGUAAGUUUUUCUUGGCUGGAAAUGAGGCUGGUGUGGUAACCUUUUCCUGUGUGCAAAUUCAUGCAUACUUCCUCAACCAAUCACUUUUACAAGGGACAUAUUUUAGAGAUUUGAAUAGUUGACAGGGACAAGACAAUUUCACAUUAAAGCAACUUCUGUAAAAUGAUAAAUUGGGAUGAUUCCAUUUUAAUGCAUCAGAGAGCCAGUGUGUUAAUUAAAGAAAAGUAAUUAAAAGUGAAUUUGGUCCAGGUAGGGUUUUCGGGUCCCCUCCAGAAUUUUCUUGAGUUUGAAACUGAUUUUUUUUGUACCAAUUUGUCAUGAAGUUAUCUUUAUAUUGUAAAGGAAACAGUCUGUUUUAAUAAAUGUGUCAAACUGUCUGCAUGUUUGCCAAAUUUUACUGUCGGAGAAAAAAAGGCCCUCUAUUUCUGCCAAUAAUAUCGAUUGUUGAUCAUUUACACACCUUCACGAACCUCUUUUGAUUAAUAUUCCAUGACGAUAUGCAAACAUACCCCGAUAUUAGUAUAUUUUCUUUUCUUCCUCUUUCUUCCUUUUUCUUUUCUCUGCUCCUUUUUGUGCCCUUGUUUUGCUCCACAACUACCUGCACUUUGGAUGCUCAGUGCACACUGCACAGCGAAAGGCACAUAACGGUAGCAGAGCUUUGUCAUAUCGGCAGUAAGAAUCAUAGGCCUACAUCAGCAGCAGCACUAAAAUCUUUUCACCUUUUUUAUUUUAUUUUUACAAUAAUAUAUAUUUGAUCAUAGAGAAAGCAUCACUCAUACAUGCAAAAAUUAAAAAAUUUUAAAAAAUAUAUAUAUAUUGAUUGCUCUUGGGGGGCCCCUUAUUGGCUGCGGGGCCUUAAACGGGCGCUUAGUUCGCUUAUGCCUUGGGCCACCUCUGGCAUGAGACAAAGAAAUAAAAUUGAAUACUAACACAUGCAGACAUGCUCUAGUCACUAGCAGGUCUUGACCAAAUGGCAACCUGCGAUCUAGAGAAAUUAAGGGCUUAAAACCUCUAUGAGUGUUCACUUCAGGUUGACUCCAGAAAAACCUGAAAUCACUGUAGUUAUUUGGCAUUAGGCUAAAGGCUUGCCUCUGGUUGGUUGACACAAAUUAGGUUACUCAGCAUUAUCAAGCCCAUCGGCGGCUGCUGAUAGGCUUCAAAACUCUGCUUCCGAAACAAAUGCAUUAUGUCACAGAUACUACUUCUAAUUACCAUACAGUCUAUGGUGGUGAAGUCCUUGCCUGGAGUGAAAUGUUCCUCUUUUCAUCCUGGGAGAUAGUUUGAGCGAUGUCUUUUCUGCGGCACUGGACUGGUUAUAAAACAGCUGUACUAUUAUACUUGUGUAACGCCGUAAGCGUAGUAAAAUAAUGACAAAUCCACCUGGGGCUGUGCUCAGUAAACAUUGUUCUUAAUGAAAACACCAGUCAGUGCCAACAGGGACCUGAGGGGGUAUAACAGUUCAGCUGAGUAUGCUGACUGUUGUUAUGCAGGAAAAACCCAGGACAUUAAACACUAAUUUACAGCGGACCAAUACGGUAGGAGCUGUAAUGGUUAGGUUGAAGCCCAUACACUGAAGAGGACUCAAGUGGAAGAAAGAAAGUGGACCAAGUCCUCAACCUUGGGGCAGUCCAACAAAGCAGAUACCUUAUGUUUAACAGUCUUGUUGUUGAAAAGGAGACGAUAUGUGGCAGAACAAUACCUCUCCUCUCUUCAGGCAGAAAGAGACAUAAAAGAGACUCUCAUAUAAUUUGGAAAAAUAAGGUCGAGCAUGGGUUUUACUGGACAACUUGAAGCUUGGAGCCCUGAGUUGUGGGUGCUGUGUGGUUUCCAUGGUGACAGACUUGUUCUCAUGCCUGCACCUGCUCAGGGUUUGAGGAGAGGAAGCUCUUUCCUGUCUGAUGCUCUGCUGUUCAUUUCUCACCAGUCCCGAUUUUACAUCUAUUCUACUCUGAGCUGGUAAAUCUCUCCUCUAAAUUCGUCAGUAAAUACAGCCACAGGCAUUGUCAUAAAGUCGUAUUAGUGGUGUAAGGGAAGGCUGUGCAAUAAGAAUUGUGAAUUUUGUCAUGUGUGGCCACAGUGUAACUGCUGCAGACCGUAAGUAACACAAAAUAUAAAAGCUGCAACACCUCUACCCAGAAGUGUUUGACCUUUUCUUCCACAGACUAGUGAGCACGUUUUAACAUCAGUGCUACUCUUAUUAGAUUGCAUGGUAUCAUACUGUAUUGUACUGCUGCAUAUAGAAAGGUUUCAUUUGAACUUUAAUGUUUUGUAUGGUUCUGUAUGAUCUUGUUCUUUACUGAGUUAUACCCAGGGGUAUGGUUUGGUAUGUUUUGGUGUGGUAUGGCGUCAUGUCUCAUUGUAUCUCACUGUGUUUCAUGUUUUUUUAUGUUUCAUAUUGUAUUGUAUGACGUUGAAUCAUAUCAUAUUGACAGUUAUAGAUCUAUUGGGGGGAAUAGAUUAAAUAUAAAAACAUCUUUGUACUAUUUGAACUUAUUAGACUUAGUUGAAAAUCAGUGAACUUAGAUGAUAUGUGUAGCUGAAAAUUUCUUAGAAAAUAGAAUUAGCUGCAGUCUUCGUUGUGUUACCACAAGCAACAAUAAUAACUACACUAAAUUCACAUUUGUUAACUCAUAGUUGUUGUCAGAAACUUUAUUUUUUGCUGAGUAAGGGCUAGGGGUGUCCCAAUCUGAUAUUGAUAUCAGAUAUUGGUCCGAUAUCAGCAAAAAAAAAAAAAAAAAAUCGGGUUACAUCAGCCUGCAUCUAAAACCUUAAAUAUAAGCACUCCAAUAUAAGUAGUCCAUUCCAGACUCCACUCCCCCACCUCUAUCUAGCAGUGCCCGAAUCCAGCAUGUAGAGCCCAUGUCAUCACAACAACAGUGUGCACUAAAUUACUAACGAAGUAACAAGGAGUAGGAGUGAUGUUGGUUGUGUGGCAGUAUUUUUCGUUGAAGUCCGAAAAAGACGUUGCAGCUGAGUGCAAAAUUUGUCAUGCACAAGUUAUCGGAUCAAUGUCAGUAUCGGCCAGUACUUAAGGCUACAAUAUCUGUAUCAUAUCAGAAGUAUAAAAGUUGUAUCAGGACACCCCUUGUAAGAGCCCUGUCAUGUCUAUCAUGAAGCAUCUAUGCUGGUAGCAGAAGUUAAUUCCUAAUGUGUUGAAGUAUAUACUGAAAGAUGUUCCUUUAUAAGUUUGUUGUUUGUCUUCCCAAAUGUUUUUAUCAUGUGUCUUUUCUAUCAUAGCCCUUAAAUGAUAAGACAAUGAUAGGAAACUAUAAGCGGAUUGUUAAAAAGGUUUAAAGCACUGCAGGCUAACUCUUCUUUCAUGGAGUUCAUGAAGAUAAGAAAAGGAUUUCGCUCUGAUAAGAGAUAGAAAAGACUUUUCCAAGUAAUAAACUUUCCUCCAGUCUGACUCUCUGCUUUAAAUAACCUUCUGGAAAACAUUUAUUAUACUGUGGCCAAAGCUCUGCUUAUAAUUACUUCUAUCUACAGUUUGAUAUCACACUCACAGAAUUUAAUUUUCUCUACACAAUGCCCUGUGGAUAUACUCACAGGCAUAUAGCUCCAGCUCAUUUAAUUGGCCCCUCAGGGACUGAACUGUGAGUGGAACAGUGGCAAAGGCCAAAUAGUUUUAAAACUAACUCCAUGGUAGAAAUGAAUCUCACGCUGAUCCAUUGUGACUGACUUUUACCUCUCUGCACAGGUGAUGAAAAUCUCUGCAUGGCUCAGGGUCAGAGUUGAGCCCAGAUAUUACCAAGAGAUAGUCAAGUGAGGAAACCUUUGGCAACCUUACAAACUGUUAAAAGCCUCACAGCUGUCCUUUUUUUCUGUAACUGCUUAUAGGAACAAUUGGGUAAGAGUCUCUGCAGUGUAAAUGUUGGAGGAUUCUGCAUGAAACUGGAUUUUUUUUCUCGUUCAUUGGCAUCAUAGCCUAUCGUAUUGUUUUAUAUUGUAUAGUAUUGGAUCAUGUUGUAUUGAGUUGUAUCAUUUUGUUAAAGACAUAGAUGGUCUAAGCAUGUUGAUGAUGACCAUUAGAGUGUCCUGUUAUGUGUGUAUGAAUGUGUGCGCUACUGAAUUGUCUAUUUGAGUUUCUGUAUACUGUAAUUGGCGGUUAAUUUCAGCUGAAAAGGAAACAGACAAGGUUUGACGACCAUUUGCCCUCUGGGUGCCACAUGAAUAAACAAAACAGAGGUGUAGCUUUAUGUUUAACUUAGCUGGACGAGUUCCUAUUUGGUGAUAAAAUAGACUCAUAUUAUGUAUGAGCUACAAAAACUGAUCAGGCCAUCAAGAAGAAGAAGAAGAAGAAGAAGAGAGGUUUGACUUGAUCUACAGCUAAUCCUAAAACUGGUGCUAAACAAUUCAAAGCACAAUGUCAGUGGAGCUUCUGUUUUGUUUAUUUCACUGCUAAAUUUCUUAGUGAGUGGUAUAUGAGAUGACGACAGGAAAGCAGGAUGGGGAUAUGUUAUUAAAGAAUACCAAAACACAAAUAUAGGAUACCAGCCAAGAGUGAAGAUUAACAAUAAAAGGUACAAAUAAAGUUUCCUAUGGUUUCUUUAAGACAUGCACAGAGGCACAGUUAAGUUUCCUUCACACAGAAAUGCAAGCUGCAGCAGUGAAACCGUAGUAUUAUUGCUUCAUCUGUGCCUGUUCCCUUUGUUUGUGUGUGUUUACGUCUCCACAGCAGUUUAAUGAGCAGUGUAAACCCCAGAAUUACUGCUGCAUGACAAGAGAAGCUCAUUAAAAAUAUUCAUUUAAAUGUUUGUUGUGCUUGUAAAACAGGGCAGUGAUACAGCUGCUCGGCCAAUAAGUUUCACUUGAUUAUUACUAAUGCAGAACACAUCCGAAGAGUCAUUACCUUGUUCCUUAGAUGGAUUUUCAGGUCAGCUGUCUCUCUUCAGGAUAUGCUUAUCUUCAUUUUGCAAUUUCAGCCCUCCACCAGUUUAGUGGUUAGAACCAUUUACCUGAAAAAUGAACCAUUUACAAGCUUCCUGUCUGCAAAAUACUCAAACAAGUGCAACAAAUACAGUUCAACAGUAAUGAAAACACUAAAUUUCUGCUCCAGUUUGAAACAUUUAUAAUGAUAAUAAAAAACUUAAUUCAUAAAGUCCAUCUGUCCAUCCAUUUUCCACCAUUUAUCCCAUUGGGGGGUCACGGGGGGCUGGAUCCUAUGCCAACAUUUUGGGGCGAAAGCAGAGGACACCCUGGACAAGUCACCAGUUCAUCGCAGGGCUUAAUUCAUAAAGUAAUUUUCAAAACAGGGUUACAAAGUGCUUUACAAAUUAAAACAAAGUAGGAAGAGAAGAGACACAUAAAAUAGAAAUGUGAGGAACACAAAAACUAGAUAUUCAAAAGUUUAAACAACUCAGUGGGAAUUCAAGAAAUUAAGAGAUAUAAAAGCAGAUACAUAAAAAAGAGGUAUAAGAAAAAGCUUAACGCCAGAAAAGAGGAAAUAAUGUGAAACAAAAACACCACAAAAGAGCAGCAUAAAACAGGUUAAUAGGACAUAAAGAGAGGUUUCCAUUCUGAUCUCUGACAUAGUGUUGCAGGUAUUCCAGUAAAAUAAAAUGAUUAACAGUAUCAGAGGCAGCACUUAAGUCUAAAAGAACCAAAAUAGAAGAUUUUCCAGUAUUUUCAAAACUUUUAAUUUUUAAUGGAGUUUAGUGUCUGUGCUUUAUUCAAUCAAAUAAAACUACAAGUAGUAAACUAAAAUGGAUAAAAAAAAAGUUUUACUGAUAUGAUUUAGUGUUUAACAGAUAGUAAGUUUUCCAAGUAAAUGUUAAUUGUGUUUCAUGAUUUUUUUUUUUCUUAUUUUCAUAACAACCUGGUCACUAAUCGAGGCACGGAAACUAUAUUAAAACCAACUUUUUUAAUUUUGUUUUGUCCAGCCUCAUAUAUUUACUUUUUUUAUGUGAGUGUAUCGUCCUCACUCAUUUAAGAGUUGUUCCACAUUUUAUUUUUCUGCCUGUAUUGUUUGCUUUAUAUUCUUCCAGGGUAAUUAACUGAGUAAUUUUCAUUGUUUACUGACAUUUUAGAAAAAUGUAUUAAUUAACUGCGGUACUGUAUGAUGCUGAAUGAGUUAUUCAAAAUAUUUCUUAUUGCAAUUAUUUAUGAAGCUAGAUGUGACACAACUGGGGCUUGAACAAAGUUUACAUCUCUGCAAAUUCAAACUGGUUUCUGUAAGCUGUGACUUUCUCUUAAACUAGAGGCAGAGGUCUUUCUCAAGAAUAUUCAUAAUUUAUUGCAUGCGUCCAUUAAGCAUUAAUGCAGGUGGCUGGAGUACCUUCCUGAGGUGUUACAGCAAAGAUAUAAAAUAUGAUCAUUUUGGAGGUUUAUUGUUAAAAAAUAAAACUAUGAACUUGCUGCUCUUCCAGUUUGCAGUGUUUUCACCUUGCAGCACAUUUAAAACAUCAUGGGUUUUCCUUGCUGCAAAAACAGUCUUGGUUUUGGGAUAUAUUUUGGAAACUUUGGCUCUGGUGAAACAUUUUGCAAAAGAUAAACUGGUGUAGUGAUGCAAAGCUACUCUGCUCCUUCGUCUGAGUUUAAACACAGUCAGUGCAAGAGUCUGAGAGGAGUCACUGGUCCUGAAAAUCAGGAAUUGAGUCGAAGUCAAGUCUAUCUCCUGGACUCAUGCAUUACAUUAUGGGUGGAAACCUGUUCUCUUUAUUCACCCUGUAUUUAUUCCCUCUACAUUUGUCCUCUCUGUGUUUAAAUGUUGGAGUGUAAUUGUUUUAAUGACAGUUUACAGGCUACAGAGGUUAAAAUGCAACAUAAUGUAUUUACCAACAACCUAAAUGUCCUUCAUAUUUCCCCUCGAUUAUGCUGACUUUCUUUUUCAGCUCAACAAAUAAAUUUUCUGUCAGCAUUUAAAAGCUUUUUCAAUUUCAUGCCUGGAGUUGUUGACAAUUAACAUUUCUGCCAUGACUUCAGGCUCACUGUGUUGGCAUAAAAAGUCAACAAAGCCGCUUGGAUGGAAGGACCUGUGAAAGAAAAAUCCUUUUUUCUCUGGAGGCUUCUGAAAACAGAUGUGACCGAAACAAUUUACACUUUCACAUUAAGAUAAAAAAUGAUGCACACCAGGUGUUACAGUGAAGAGAUAAGAAUGGAUCUGGCCAAAAGUAAUCAGACAUUAUGAAGACUGUUUGUAAAUGUAAUCAUAGAUAGCAUAAAAUAGCAGCAUAUCUGUUGUAUCGUAUUAUAUCAUAGCACAUUGUUUCAGUGCAUCUUAUAUCUUAUUUUGUAUUAUUCUGUUGUGGGUCAUAUUGUUUCAUGUUAUCAUAUUGCAUGUCGUAUACAGUAUGAUAUGUAUCCUAUAUUGUAUUGACCUGAAUAAUAACAGAAUCUCUGAAUCUUUUGAGCCUUUAUUUGGUGACACUUGAUUUUGUCUCUCUUGUUUAUUUUGCUGAGUUAGGCUCACUGUCAAAUUUACUCAAAAAUACCCUCAACCCAUUCACUAUUGAUUAGAAUAGGGAGUUGCACAUUAGGUUGAUUAAACAAUUAAACUUCAUUACCUGGCAGUCAGCACCAGACCUAUUAAGUUUUUAUUUUUUUAAUUUAUUGGCUUUAAAUGUGGUCAGAUUUUGAUUCUGUGCUGUAGUGUAGCCCACUGCCACUAUCCAGGGCUGUACCUCUGAUUAAUGGCUACUGCUAUAGAGUCAAAAUAUUCUACUACCUGGAUGAUAACAGGCACAGAUGACUGAUGGCAUCUUGUAACACGUCAGUGUUUUAAUGCGUAUAAUGGAUAUAAAUUUGCUUUUAGGCUUUUUUAGUCAGUAGUAGGGUUGGGCAUCGAGUCUCGAGCAUCAAUGGGGACCGGGACUAAAAUACCGAUUCUCCCGGAACCGUUCGAAUUUUGAAAUUUCGAUUCCAAUACUCCAAGGCAAUAUUUAUUUUGUUAGGACAGUAGGGGAAAGUCCCGCCUCCUUUGCCUCUGAUUGGAUAGAAAAGCUGGAAACGUCAUCACACGCUCAAGCCAAACGUGGGCUGUCGGCUCUGUAUAAAGAACAGAAUAUUACAGUACAUUAUUGCACUUCUGAAUCUCCUCACCAUAGACAUAAUAUACAUGAAUGCCUCAAAGCCUGACGCUGCCUAUUGGAGCUCUCGUGUCAACACAGCCGCCAUCUUGGAUGGGUCCCCUAUGCGCCCCCAGUGCAUUAAGGUAGGUAGGAAUACCCAACCAUAUUGAUAAUAACUCUCUGAAUCUCUGCCCAAUUUUCACACUGUUUGGUUUGUUACAACGGCAGGGAUGUAGUGAUAAUACAGGACAAUGUCACAUUAAUAAUAAAACAAAUUAUUUUUUAAUCCUAUUUGUGACAUGUAAUCCUACGUGAUCUGUUUUCAAUACUGCGUCGGGUUUACCAACCAUAGAGUGCAAAAAAACAGGCAUAGUUGCUCGUUCUCCAUUGACCCCAUUUGGCCCUUGCGGGAGCCUGGAGUGGGGAGACCCAUCCAAUAUGGCGGCGACGCUGGAUUACGCUCCCGCAUGCAAUGAGGCGUCUAUGUGUAUCUUGUCUAUGCUCCUACCCUAACCCUCAUCCUAACCCUCAUUCUAAUCCUAACCCUAACCCGACAGACGAUGACGUUUCAAAGCCAUUAGGAAUAACCAAUCGGAGCCCAGCACUUAUAGCCAAUCAGAGGCAAAGGUAGGCGGGACCUUCCCCUACCAUCCUACAAAUAUAAAUUUCGCCGGUAAGUCCGCCGACCGGAAGAAAUAGCCGCCGAACACCCACGAGGACGAAGCGUAUGAGACGAAGCCACAGAGAGAGAAGAGAAACAGAGAGAGAGAGAGAGCAUUGCAACCCACAGCGGCGGCGGUCAAAAAUUUGGCUAACUUUAGCGGGAGGAAUGAACUCUUAUCUCAACAUUAGCAACUCAGUUAUAUCAUGUAAAGGAGGGUAAACGACCAACAUGAUUAAACACCUUAGGAUUCAUGGAGGAGAAAUACCUGAGUGCCCGUCUUUGACGCGCUUCGCCGAUCUUCUGCUAACCAGUCAGAAUCAGAUAAGUGAAACAAUAAAGUUCCUCUGUCUUCUGCUAACAUUGAAGCGGCAAACAAAUUGUACUGUGUAUGGUGGGUCAACUUAAAUAUCCAACUAAUGUUAGCCCUUGUACUUUUUCAUAGACAAACGACCUGACAACAAAAAUGGAUAUUUACUGGUUGAAAAUUGCCCUGUGAGAAAUUCAUAGUUAAGUUCUUAAAAAGUGAAUAUCAAAAUUCAUGGAGAAGUUCAGAAAUUUCAUCCAAAAAGAACUCUGGUUAUUUUUAAUAUCCUGCCUUUUAAAAGAAUCGGAACAGAGAAUCGUUAGGAACUGAAACCGAAACGAGGAAUCGGAAUCGGAACAGGAAUCGUUCAAAAUCAAAAGAUACCCAACCCUAGUCAAUAGCAUGAAACCACUUGAGCAAUGUGUCAUCAUCAGCACAGACAUGCGGGCGUUAACCUGCAAGGAGGACUGAAGGCCAAUCAUGCUAGCUCUGUUAGUGUUAGCCACACUUGGUCAUGCCAGCUUUUUUUAAUUUUUUUAUUUCAUACCUCAUGUUAUGGACGAUUUGGAUUCCUACCAUGUCUUCAGGCUCACUGUGAUGGAUUAAAAAACAAUUUCAGCUAGAUAGAAGGACUUAUGAAUGAAAAAUGGCAUCCCCUUUUCUCUAGAGACACCUGCUAACAGAUUAAAGAUUGGUUUUAAGAUUGUUUUCAUAUUUUAAGACCAUUUUUCUCCCUUGUGUGAUCAGGAUCCAGCCUGUCGGCCUGGUGGAGCGGAUUCAAGCAAUAGCCCAGAACAUGUCUGACAUGGCGGUGAGGGUGGAGCAGAUCCUACAGCGCAGUAUGGCCAAAAACAGAGGUACAAACACACAGCGCCUGCACAUGGCCCACUCACACACGUGUGGAGGGUACCAAAUAUAGCCAGAUGAAUCCCCUGAGUCAUUUUCAAAUCCCUCCCAAUCUGAAGACACUUUUCCCUCCGUGCCUCGCUGUCAAGCUUGGAUCUGGUCUAACGCUUGAAUGCACAAUUUAUGUCCAAAGCACACUCGGUGGUUGAUCAUAUAGAACAUGACAGACAUUAUUCACAGCACAUUUCUUGCUCAAAUAGCAAGCAACUGUUGGUGUCAGGGUGGAAGAGCCGGGUUGUUGCUGCUCUGUCAAAACCACUCGAGUGCAGGAUGUUUAAAUCAUGAUGAUGAAGUGCUGCGUGGUUAAUAGGAUCCAGGCCUGUCAGCUUUCUUUAUUAGCCUUCAUUCUCAAUUUCUCUAUCGGGCAUGGAAGAGAAACCGGACAGGAUGAUUUAACGCGAUUCGGUUUGUUUCCUGUUUCCGCUACAUUGCAGAAAGAGGCCGAAAACUCUGCAGCUCUGUGUCUCAUUAACUUCUUCAAAUUAUUGCAGUAUCAUUUAAAGAGGCUGACCUGGACCUGGAUACGUUUUGACAGCAGCAGGCACUAGCACUUCUCCUGGUGAGGAGUCUGUCGUUGUCAUGCUAAUCAAACCGAGCGCCAGGCAAUUAUUGGUCUGUGAUUGUACUCUCGGAUGCUGGUGGAGGAGUUGCAACUGCUGCUUUAAUUAGGCUCGGUGAAAGUGUCGGCUUCCAGGAGAAGAGGAAGAAAGGAGGAGAGUGGAGGAAGGAGAGAAGAGAGAGGAAGUUGGCCGAGCUGCAAAAAGGAGACAGGAAAGAUGGUCAGAGAAGAAAAAAAUGAGCAUGAAAGGGAAGGAUAAUGAUUUUUAUGAAUCUCACUAAUGCAAUAUAUUUAUAGUAAAUCCAGCGAGUGGGCUGUAAAAGACAGUUUGCCAAUCAGCAGGGGAGGCUGAGCUUUUACAGGAGCUUGUAAGCUUGCAAUACUCUCUAAUUAAUCUCCUUUUGUCCCACAGGCAUGAGGAUAUGCUCUGUAAUGUAAAAGACAAACACUCUUAAUGCAGAGGUAAACACAGUAAUGGCCUUCUUUUAUUUAUGACCAAUCGGGAGUAAGUGAUUAAUGUUAGAGCGAGAUUAUUAGUGCAUGCAUUUUUUAUGUAAUCAGCAGUUUAACAAGCCAGUGCAACAUUAACAAUUUGAAAAUGAUACAUAACCAAUGUUUCGUCUUUAAGCACUGAACAUUUAGUAUGUUAACAUGAUGUACAAAAAUCUAUUUGCUGAAUUAAUCUGACGCUAACUGGAGUUUUGAAACACAUGUUGGUCUGACUGUAAGUCAGAUUUCUCAGAGACCUAACAACAUUCUUAAAUAAUGCAGUUUGGGAUUGAUUCUUUCUCGCAUGUACACACUUCAACUAGACCCAAACUGGCCUCGGCGAAGGUUUCAUGGUUCAUUUGUCAGGCUUUGACCCAGAAGUCAAAUAGCAUUAACAUGUCAAAGGAGGCAGCAUAGGAAACACAACCUCAAAGGGAAGGGUCGUUUUUUCACAAUCAACCAGAUGGUCUUUUGCUAACUUGAUUGCCGAUUGUUUUGGUAUGUGAUCCAAUAUGUCAGCCAAGAAACUGUCCAGUAUCAACUAGCUGGAAGAAGGCCUUUUACCAGUCAGGUGGACGGAUUUGCUAUUGGGUGGGCAUUUUUUGUCAAUAAACCAAUCUUCACUUGGUUCUCACAUACUUGGUCAAGGACAGAAAUCUAAUUAAUUCCUUGAAUAAAGCUAUAACCUUGAACAUACUGAUGUAAUUAAAGAGAACGCAGUGAGCCACUCAGAUAGUUAUAGCAAGCUUCCCAUGCAGUCUGGCAAACCAGCAAUUGGAGGUCAGUGAUUUCCAACAAGAUCUUUUUUUUUAAAACUUCAUUGUUUUUGGUCUGAUUACAACUUCUGUGCUCAUAUGAAAGCUGAAGUGAAAUUUGCCCCUCCUGAUAUGUCUGCAAAAUCAUCACAGUUAUGUCUAGGUUUACUACUGAAUAUAUCUGGUGAGUCUUUGCUUCACUGUUAACUUGGGGUUCAUUCUGGCUUCUUUUAACAGCAUGAAAAACAAAAUAGAUCAACACAAACAUCAAAACUUAUCCAUCUUCAGAUCUUGCAUUUUCACCACAGAUUCAUAACCUGAAGCAUUUUUAAACGACACAUGCUGGUAAAUAUACAGAAAGCUAUUAAAUGAACCACAUGAGCUUGUUUUUUUUUCAUAGCGCUUCGUGUGUUUCUCAUUUUGUCGAUGAACUGGCUGAAAAAAGCAAUACCUCUUAGCUUUUGUCCUGAUUGAUGUCUGUAUCUGUUGAGUGUGGUCUUUCUGUUGAAGGGUGUUUACAGGCUUUGAUAAACACUCUGCAUUUCUCUUCUCUCCAGUCAGAGAUGGCAGCUUAGGACAAUGUGAUACUCCUAAAGACCCCGGUUAUCCAGACUGCGCCAGCAAGAUGGAUGUAAGUCUUCAUAUCUGCCUUCAAUCCAAACAAUCUUACACUCAGAGAAAAACCUGGUUUGCUCACCUCUGUGUAUUAUGAGUUUGGUCAAACAAGAUAAGGGCUCCUUGUAGAGAAAAGAGGUUCCUGAGGAAUAAAUUGUUCUGGUUCGGAAAAAAAAAAAAAGCUUUUUGAAAAGACAGGAGAUUUUUAAAUCCCAGUUUUUACAUAGCAAAUAUUUCUGUAUGUACAAUAAAAAGUUGCGAAGUUGUCCUAUGCUUCUGUAAGAUUUAGCCCUUGAGAAAGAGUUCAUUUAAACAUUUGUGUUUUGAAUAUUUAUUAUAAUUACAGUAAGUUUCCUUGAGUUAUAAAGCCAAUAAUGGUGUUAAAAUAUGACUGAUAUCAGGAAUAACACAUCUUCUAAUUAUGACGAAGAAUAAAUAAUAGUGUCACUUUUUUCUGUUCAGACUUCAGGCUGUUAAGUUGGAUUUAAAACAUGAGCAUGAUUAAGAAUGACAGCAAAGCGCUCACAGGCUGUUCUGCACUCAUCAUCUUUAGUCAGUUUCAAAAUGACAGGAUGGCACAGAGGAUGAGUCUGAAUCUCACCUCUGAUAGAGCCUCUCGACAACUUGAGUCAAAUGUAAGCUCAAAAGGGCUCAAAGCAGGUGAUGCGCUGAUACUAUACCUGACAUUUUUAAACAUUUGUCCCCCAGUGGAUGCGGGCUCGUUGGACGUCAGACCCCUGCUAUGCCUUUUAUGGUGUGGACGGCUCGGACUGCUCCUUCCUGGUCUACCUGAGUGAAGUGGAGUGGUUCUGUCCCCCUUUGGCCUGGAGGAACCAGACUGCUACACCCACACUGAAGCCUCCACCAAAGAAACAGGUAGAAAAGAAAACUGAAAUAAGGUUUGUCUCUUGGCUCCUAGUGGGUUUCAAUAUUAAAGAGACACAAAAUCAGAAAGAAAAAAUGUUGAAAACUCAGAUUCCAUUUUUUUAUUCAAUUUGUAGAACCAAGUUAGAGUUCCUCCAAGGAGGCUCUAGUCCACUGAAAUAGAGUUUUUAGUUAUAGUUUCCACCACUUGCAGUUAUAUGAUCUAAAGGUUGCUGGUGAGUAGCUCCCAUCUCUGUGUUUAGUUUUAUUCAGAAGUUGCUUUUAGUAUCCACAAAAUCCUAAAAAAAAGGGGGGCAGGAGGAUUUAUCAGUUUUCCAACCAACACAUUAGCUACAUUGCCAACUUUUAUCACAAUACAAUUAAAAACAAUCAUCUGUUAAACAACGUUCAUUUUCUUUAUGACCAAACCUUGCAUUUGCAAAUAGUAAAACAGCUCAAGAAGUAAAACUAACUUUUAUAAUUCUCAAGAAAUAAUCUACCAAGAGUCAAACAAACUCAUUAAUUCCCUGAUGGGAACAACAGGCUCAAAAUGAUAGUUUUUUCUAUGGGAUUUGGCUUCACAUUGUUAGAAUAAGUUACAACGUCAUUUAGCAGACACUUUUAUCUAAAGUGACGUACUUAUGAAUCAUACAUCAGCGAAGGUCACACACUGGGAGCAAGGUAGGUUAGGUGUCUUGCCCAAGGACACAACAAACAGACUAGAGAUAGGGGGGACUAUCUCUGUUUGAGUGGAACGGAAAAUUAAAAUAUGCCAGAACUACUUUCCACGGAUUGACUUGGCAUGAUACGUGUGAUUUGCCUGUCUCUUGUGUUCGUCUUGUUGUUCGGAGUGAAAUUUGGUCGUAGGGUUUAGACCAAUCACAAUUAGGUAUUUAACACAGUGCUGAACAUUGUUUUUGGGUCAGCAUAUGCUUCCAUCCAGGCAAUGUCAUUUCAAGGAAGACCCCGAAUGUAGUCAGAGCAUUUGUAACAGGAGAAAUGAUGCAACACAAGAGUAAAACUGCCUCAACAGUUUUGAAAGAUGUUGCUGGCAUCAAAACUAGAGUGAGUUCAUCUUUUUUCUAAAAUAACAAAAACAUGAAUUUCAGUAUUUCAUAUGUUUUCUUUUCACAAUUUAUGAUUAUUUAUAAUGUCUAAAUGAUUAACCAUCCCAGCGUCUUUUUGAAGUGGGGUUGUACUUUAUAUAUAGAGUCUGUCAUGCUCAACAAAAGUUUUGACCUUGACACUAAAUGACAUCUGGUGAAAGUUUGAACUUGAUUGACGUUGACAAGAAAAAUGAAGAGCGCUUAAUGACAGAAACAUCAAAGUUCUUUUUGUGACGUGGUAGCUUAGCACCAGGGCCUCAGAUUGCUUUAAGUCGAACACUUAUUACUUCAUUGUUUGAUCAAUCAUUCUCUGGAGACUCUAAAUAUCCAACUGUACUGUAUCUGUCUUAUAUCUGUCGACUUUAUUUAAGUUCUACUUUCAGCACCAGUGCAUGUUAGUCCCAAACCCUCCUCCAUUUCUAUCCUCUUGUUUGCCUCCUCCUCCCCUUUUUUCCCCAGAGUAAUGUUCAGCCUGCACAGCGGGCCCUGAUGUGAAUUCAUUCUGCAGCUCUACCCUCUGCUCUAAUUGCACGCCUGCAUUCACUGAGCCUAAUCCCCAGGCUUCCCCAGGGUGCUCUGUGUUUUGCUGUGCCAUACAGGAGUCGCAAUAAUUCACCUGCAUUGGGAGAACACUGUACUGCUCUGCAUAUUGAUUUUGUCUUGGAGAGGAUCAGUAAGAGUCUCAGUUACUUUUACAGUGGAGGUGUGUUUGAGAAGGACAGACAGUUUGUGAGCGUCAGUUUCUUUUCUGUAUUUUUAUAAGUCCUCUGUGCCCCUUCAGUGCAGUUACUUCAUUGAUUAAUAUUCUCGAGCUGGUAUUUGUGCUGUGAAGCAGGGAUAAUAGCUCACAGAGGAGGAGAUAUAAAAAGGGAGAAGACUGUUUAUGAGGGGAAACCAGGAAUCCCUCAUUCACCCUGUUUGAAAGCUGUAGCCCCAUGGCACUUGGAGAUAACAGGAUGUGAGAUGCUCUCUGCGCUACGGGAUAAUGUACAGUGAGCCGGUUCUUAAAGCAGACUGGAUCCUCACAGGUGAUGCAGGGCCACAACUGGAAAAAAAAGAUCCUCAAGACUUGGUCACUGUUUACUAUAGCUACUUGUUCAUUGCGUAAUAUCACAGUGAUUUAGCAUAAAAGAUAUUAAACUGUGAUUGAUUCUAAUGAUUUGAAGUUGAUUUUAUUCCUUUAACUUUACAAAGUAAGUAAUUCCUUUUGGUUUGAAGCUGCUAUGAAGAGCAGACUGUGAUCCUGUGAGGUUAUGAAUCAGGCUGAAAUAAUAUUGAACCCCCCAUAUGACCUGCCAAAGAGGACCAGAUAAUGUUGCCAGAUUGGGAAGUUUUUCCACUCUAAUAUCGGGCAGUUUUGGAUUGAAUUGGACUUGGGCAGACUGACAUCAGGGCUGAAUGAUUCCAUGAAUGACUCAAGAAACUCCAUCAUAAUUAUUACGCUCUGGCAGACUGUUAAUUCUCCUCCUGUCCUGCUAGCAUCAGAAUUAUGUCUUUACUGCCUUUGAAUCUCAAAAUACUGUCUGUAUGAGAUGAGAUAUCAAUUAAUAAGGUAAUUAUGAGGGUCCAAGAACCCAAUGGUGUGAGAGACCAAAAAGAACGAGUUCUUCUUCUUAUUAUUUUAUUCCUCUUUCUUUUUUAACUUCCUUCCUUUCUCACUGUCCUUUCCUCCUUCCUUUCCUAUCCUCUGCCUUUCUCUCCUUUUUCCCAGCUUUAAAAUGUCUUUUUAAAGUUUCUGUCUCUGUUUUCCAGGCUGUUUUGCAGUCGGACGUCGGGCCUCUAUUGGAGCAAAUCGGCACUGGGAAGGAGUCAUUAAGCUUCAUGAAGAGACGCAUCCGCAGACUGGCUGCGCAGUGGGCCUCCGCCGCUCGCCGGCUGGAUGACAAGCUCCGAAAUCGCUGGAGAGAGCAGAAAAGGGUGAGGCGGCGUUGUUCACACAUGCAUACAUCUGCUCCUGCGCACACCAGAGGAUGAAAGUGAAGGACAAGAGUCUGUGAUGCGGUUUCAUCUUCUCAAAGUGUUGAAGUUGUUGCAACAUGAUGAGCCAGCAGAAGAGGUUGUUGCAGUUCAACAGAGUCUCUUUGUUGUUGUUUUUUUCCUCGUUUUUCAGCUUUUAAUUUGAUGUAAAUCCAUCUGUUCAGGCGGUAAAGAAAGAGACACUCUUUCUGCUAGAUGUUUUGGAUCAAACUGUUCUGAAAAAGACGGACUUCCCUUAAACGCCUCCAUGCUAGGCUGCUUAGUUCCCAGCUGUGACAUUUUGUUUGACUAAGGUUUUUUUCUUUCAUCUGCUGCUCCUUGUCGUGGAUCUCACACUGUUGAGUUGCAUGCUGUGGAGAUAAUGAUGGGGAGUAGCUGCAGCAGGCAUCGAUUGGCUUUGGUGCACUUUCACUGCUGACAUUUACAGGGACAUUUCCUCAAAGUGUCAAAGAGCAAUGCAAGCCCGCGCAGACUAAGGAGACACAAUAACAUUAAACUUCUUCUGGUGUGUAUUCUAGACCUUUUAAAGCUACAGUAGCUCAUUUAAAGCAGACAGUCUCCCACUCAGGAUAGUAGAGACUCAUCACUCCAAACACCACGCUUACAUCCUUUGAUUUCAGAGUUAUUUUUUGCCCUUUUGAUGCUAUUUUGAUGAGGACACAGCUUUGUUUAGUGUUGUUCUGUUGGCUGCCAGCAGUCGUCUUUUUUUAACCACAGGCUGUUUGAAAGGAAAAUAGUGUGUGUGGGUGUGGUGGGAAUCUAUUAAUGGCUUAUAUGGAAAACAAACACCCAAGAUACAAAUAUAUAAAAGGUGAUUUUAAAAAAAGAAACACGAAGACAAUGUGAAAGAGCUCAGAUGUGACAAAGAGCAGAAUUCUAGGUAAGCAAAUAUAGUGUACAGUAUGUAAAAGGAAGAGACAAGAGAUAUUUCCUUACUAAGAUAAAGGGAUCAGAAUUGAUUGGAUGUUAUUGAUACAGGUGCCAUUGUUAAUCCUACUUAUUGAUUCCAUUUUAUAUUGUUUCCUCAUCAAUUCUUGGGUUUUAAAAUAAUCACCCUAAACAGGUUUUCUGCAUGUCUCAACAACACAAAUUCAAUCAGGAGUUUUAUUACAGUCACUGCUUUACUGAGACAGUGAACUGUAGCUGCUGAUUGAGUCUGAUUUCAAGCUCAGCUGAUCAUAGAGACAGCUUCUACUGAGACCAGGGUUCACAAGAUGGCAUAUUACUAAAGUUUACACCAUCAUGUCAUUGAUUUUGAAGUGAAAGGCAUCAUUAUGGGAACUACAAAGCCCUGAAAGCAUUUUUUUUUUUUUACCUUUAUUUAACCAGGUAAGAACCCGUUGAGAUUGAAAUCUCAUUUAUAAAAGUGACCUGGUCAAGAGGUUGGCAGCACUCAUCACAAUAAUGAAUAAUAAUAAAAAAUAAGAAGAAAAUGACCUCCAGAAACAUGAUUAAAAACACAGACACUGUUCCAUGGUCUCCCAAAGUCAGUCAUGUAAGAUUGAACAAAAUGCUUCCAGCGAAAUUAAUUCCGACAAUUUCAGGUCAGUCUGAAGAGUAUUUCAUGCGGAAGUGGCAGCAAAACUGAACGCUUUUUCGCCCAGUUCAGUUCUGAUUCGCAGAACAAUCAAAUGGACAGUGUUGAUUGAGCGCAGGGUGUAGUGGCUUUCCAUCCUUUUGAAGAAGACCACAUUAAUAAGAAGGAGCUAGGCCAAGAAGAACCUUAUAAAUUAGAGUCAUCCAGUGAGUGUACUUGCGAGUACUCCGAGAAGGCCAGCCAGACUUGGCAUAAAGUUCCCAGUGAUGUGUUAGGUGACUACAACCAGUAACAAAUCUCAGCGCACAGUGAUAGAAAGUAGUUAAGGACUGCAGGCAUUUGGCUGAAGCAAUCAUAUACAGUAUAAAACAUCACCAUAAUCUAACAGUGGAAGAAAGGUAGCACUAUGAUGAUGUCUAUGGCUCAAAAUAGGACACACAAAGAAGAGGAAGCCCAGCUGAUAGUUUUGUACACUGUCGGUGAGAGGCAGAGGAGUGUGUAUGUGUAUGCGCUGAGAGAUUUCUGUAAUUUGAGCAUAUACAUACAUCAACAUGGGUGUUUGGUAGGGAGAGGUGAUACCAGACUUUAGAUAUGAUGCCUUUUAAUGCAGUUUGGCCAAUACUAAUGCUUCGUAAGUGUGAUAAAACAUUAAAAAGGAUCACCAAAACAAAAACAAACUUCACUGCCUCCCUUAAACCUUUUCUGCAUUGAGGUCACUUAUGUCUGUCCUCAACCUUUAUACAAAUUUCAGGAUGAGUUCUUUUCAAUAUUUAAACAAGUAAUAAAUAUUGGGGCUUGUCACAAAUUGAGCACUCAGCAUUAUUUUUGUUUACAUUUGACAACGGCUCAGCAUUAUGCAGCACUUAAACUCUGCUGCAUUGCCAAGAAUUAAUUAGUUCUGAAGGGAAAGGGUUGUGUAGGUGUUUGUCUACACAGAGGGCACUUGUUCCUAAUGUCUGAUCGGUCGCCAGUCAGGUGAUGUGGGUGAGGAGGUUAACAGAGCUUGCUCAAUGAAGUACCAGCUGAAAAAAUGAGACAUGCCAUAGACAUUUGGAUGAACUCCACAUUUAGCAUUGAUAUUUUUAAAAAAAUGCGUGGACAAGUGUAUAUUUAGUUUCUUUAAAUGGGAGAACAAAUGAAGAUAAAAAUGUUGGUUAUAGACCGUUGAGGGUGACCAUAUUCUGAAUCCUCAAAAAGAGGACACGACAAUGCAGGGCCAAGUAAAUUUUGAGGGUUUUUCGUGUUGGGUUGAGUGUUUUCUACGCGCUUUUAACUCAGUCAGUCCACACAACACAAACUCAAAACUUCCAAACAAAACCCGGACAUUUGAAGGAUUUUAUGAACUCCCCUCUGGACAAGGCUGGACAGCCCCCAAAAGAGAGGACAUGUUUGGGUAAAAGAGGACGUAUGGUCACAACUAAGACUGUUGGACUUUUACACUUCCCAGUAUUUCCCCACGGUGUGUCUGAUCUGUCAACAUACAAGCAAUGCAGCCCUGUAACAGGCUGAGUAAGUUGAGGGUCUUAGUGAUGAUGUUGUCACUUACUUACAAUGAAUUACAAGUACAAUUUCUCACUGACUCUGUGCAGCUCCGUCAUUGUCACUGAUUAAUUUUUCAUGAAGCAUGUCUCUGACAAAACCACAACAAGCGAGUAGCUGAUGUUGGCUUGAAAGCGUCUUCUGUUUUUUUUAGUGCAUCUGUUCGCUGUAAUGGCUCCACAUCAAAGCCUUGAUUUACCCUGGUCCAGGAAUAUGUUAGAGAUCAUAUUUAGCAUGAUGUUUCACACGUUUGAUCAAAGAGAGGCUUUUAUGGGGAACAUAAUCCUAGGAGAUUGGUAGCACUAUCUUGUCAAUCAAAUCUUCUCGCCCCUUCACCUGACUGAGGCUGAUAGCAAUGAGCUCAAAGCUCUAAACCCUUAAAUCAAACAUGACAAAUAAAAAUAAAUGCACUGGUAGAGUUUUAUUCUUGUAAAUGAGCUGACAGCAUCCUGGCGUUCUGCCAUGUGUUUCUGUGUGUGAGAGGUUUGAUCAGUUUCCUCCAGCUGGAUAAAUCAAAUCUCAGAGCCUGUUCUGUAAAUAACAUUACACUCAGCUUAAAUGCCUUCUUCUUUCCCACUGGAGAGAGGGCUGUGUUUAUUGUAAUGGUGAGUUUGACUCUAACACAGAGUGUCCAUUAAGCCGACCCUAAAGGCUAGGCUUCAAUCUCUGACACACUGAAUGCAAGAGGGAGAACAGAAAUAUAAAUCUGAAGAGAGGAGAGCGGUUCAUGUUGAGUCUUUGUCCAGUUUGUUUUUGUUUUUCUACUCCAUGUUCUUUCUGCUGUUUCCUGUGUGUGCUCUGCCUUUUAGAGUUUUCCCUAACAAGAUUUUUGAGUCAUAGACAGACAGUUUCCAUCUGUUUGUUCUUCAACCUGGAGCAAAAUAUGAGAGAGUGAUGACUCAUUUUGUAUCAAGGAUGAUUACGAGGGAUACCGGAUUCAUUCACUUCCAUCUCCCGCCUGCAUCAACCUAUGCUGCUCUGUGGAAACUCUGUGUUCUUCUUAGAGAAUGAAAUCAGGACCAAAAAGGAAAUAAUGUUGUGUUCUUCAAUUUUACAUUCUUGGCCGUGUCAGUGUCAUUCAAUUUUUUCAUGAUAAAACAAAAAGCCUUCGUUUCUUAAUGAAAAGGAUACACAGUUGGCAAAGAAGCACACCCUGUUACGCCCUCUUCCCAAUAUUCAUGCUCUACUGAUAAUCAACCAUAUGGCGUCUAAUGUUUCCUUCAACCCAAACAUGCAGAUGGAUGAGAAUACAGAGUCAGAGAGAGGUUAUCAAGAGGGUACCCCUUCAAACAUAAACCCAAGAAUCAGAAACUAAUCCAAAGACAGCCAAAAGAUGAUUUAAACCACAAGAAAACAUACCAACUUAAACAAAGUAUGGUUCUUAGAAUAAAGGAAACAAAGAAAACUAGGGCUGAGUGAGCCAAAAAGAACAAAAGGAAGUCAUUUCAGCUGACCCCCAAAGGGCGGUCAGAUCAAGCACUGACCCUCCACCUUAAUCCAAACAUGAAAAAAGCAGCGAAGAAACAGAACGAGAAAGCACGAGUGAGCAUGUGAACAGGUGUACACGAGGCCAGAGAGAAGAGAAGGAGAAAAACAACAAGGGUGGUUAUAGAGAGAUAUUAGAAAGGAGAUUAAGGGCAUGAAGUCUGUUUUGGGCAAAAGUUAACAGCCAGGGAAGGCUGAUCUAUUACCAUAUUUUAGGCAUUCCUGAACCUACUCUUUUUUGCCAGCUUGAUCUAACCCCAGCUGGGUAGGCUGCAUGCUCUACAUUCCUCUAUUUCUCCAUUUUCAUGAGGUCAGAAGGAAGAGAAAAAGGAAACACAAAGAAUGGAGUCUGUAGAGAGAUGUAAGAAGGAAAAUAGGAGAGGCAAAGUAGAAAUGAAAAGCCCACUCUCAAUUUUUCAUCAUAAAAGAGAGGAAAAAGAAUGAAAAACAAAGGAAAGAGUCUCCAUCAGGAAGGCACAACAACAAGCAGUAGAGUCCUUGAACUACUCCCUGUCUGCUAGAUUUCAACCCCUACAAAAAACACAUCCAAAAAGAACAGAAACAAGAAAAACACAAAGAAGGUUUGGGUAAUGUUGGGUAAGAGACAGGGCAGGCAGAGUCGGGGCAAGAAGCUUGUUUGGGCUUAGACCAACCACUGCUAGGUUAGACUGUAUGCUCUACCUCCGCAUCCUCCUCUAUUUUUGUGAGGUCAGAGGGAAAAAAAAGAAGAGAUGUGAGGAGCGGUUUUAGCAAAAAGACAGGGAAGGCUAAAGUUCACCUCCCCCUUUGUCUGUAUGGAAUCAAUCAAUCAAGCUGACAGUAACUGCAAAAACAAUAUCUGUAGAGUGAGACUGCGUUGCCGCAGAAAAGACUGGGCAGAUGAAAUGUACACAUGCCACAACUUAAGAGCCGUUUUUGUGAAAUGGCUACAUUUUGCAGAGUGGACCAACGAAGGUAUUUCACGUUUUUGAGGGAGAGUGCGUUGCUGUAGACUGCCAAAAGAGCAUUUUCUUUACCUCAAUAUCUAAACAGCAGAGGUAACACCAAUAACAACUCGAUCAUACACGUAACUCCUAUUAAAUCCAUCAUAUCAGUAAACAGUAUGAAGGGUAUUCUUUACAGUUCUCUGAUUUACUUUUGAAGAGUACGAAACUUACCAUUGGUUGUAAAUGACUGACCAUUAAUCAGGAGUGGAGAGAUGGUUAGAAACACCAAGCCUGUAAAACACAAAGAGCUCAGUGAAAGAGACAUCAACCAAACUGAAGAAAAAAAAAAAAGCAAUCACAAACAGAGUUUCACAUUCAUGCAGUCAGCAGACUCCGUUUGUCUUGUUUUGAAAGAGACUAGUAUGAAUAUCAGAAAUGAGAGAUGGUAUGAAGCCAUUUCAAUUAUAACCAUCAGAUUGAAGUCUUAAAACCCGCUGGUUUGAAAACAAACGAAGCUCAGACAGAUGCGCAGCCAGUGAAACAUGAAAAGAGGAGAAAACAACUUUCAAAACAUAAUUAGUGUCUUUUAAAAUGGUACCUUGUUGUUUUGAAAUGAAAAAUUGAUUUUUGAAGAAAGUUUAGGAGAAAUUGGGCAUCGUUUCUGUUUUUAUAUUGGAUUCAAAAUCCCAGUAGACAUGCAAUUUGGUGUGUCUGGAGUAAUAAAUGUUUAAAGGAUCACGUUGAUAUCUAUAGUUAGAGAAAAUCGGCUGCUGAAUCACUGCUACACCCCUAAACAAAUUAAAGUUCAGUCCUGCUGAUGAACUAAGCUCUCUGCAAGUUUUUUAAAGACACAAAAUAAUUGGGAAAGAGAUUAAAUGCUGCCAUCUGUUGAAAAAUCUAAUUUCAUUACAUAUUUAACAGCCCGGGAAAUCUAUUCUUCCUCAUCAGCAAUUAAAGGACUCCUUUAUCGCUCUGCAUAUCAAUCAGCCGUCAGCGGAUCAAUUUUCAUUCCUACUCCAGGCUUGGUUGAUUGUAUUUCUUGCUAGUCAGGUUGGUGUGAAUAUGCUGUCACUCUGCUUUUCUCCCUUUUAUUUGGUGCAAAUUACAUUUAAAUUUGACAUCAAUGACCCAUACCAGAUGUGUGUAGAUAUUCACAUGUGAAUCCUGUGAAGAGAUAAUGAAAUUUGCUUUGAAAAAUCUUUAUAUUUGACAUGCAGCUCUGGAGAUUGUCUGAAUAUAAAUUUCCAAAACUACUGGGAAUAACGACUCUUUCACUACAAAAACAGUGCAGAGCUUUCACAGAAAAAAAUCCCUAUGUGCUCAACUUUUCUCAUGCUUUGACUUUCCUUCUUCAGAUUCUGGUUCAUGUGGGCUUCCUCACAGAGGAGUCUGGGGAUGUGUUCAGUCCAAAGGUGCUGAAGGGCGGUCCUCUGGGUGAGAUGGUGCAAUGGGCCGACAUCCUCACUGCCCUCCAUGUUCUCGGACACGACCUGAAGGUCUCUGUUUCUCUCAAAGAGUUGCACGGGUAAGUUUAGAUCUGACUUCUCUCUCUCCCAUCCUGUUAUUUUCAUCCUGCAGCAGACAAACUGCAGUCACUGUACGUAACUCAACUUUGUGUGCUGUUAUUGAUCUCAUACAGUUUUACUGUGGUUCGCAGCCAUCUUGAGAGUAGGUGUGCAACAUAAAGUAAAAUUGAUUUUCCCUCCUGGUCCUCCAAACAAGUCAAAACUUAGAUUUUUGCUGAUUGAAAACCUUUCAUUACAAUGAUGGACGCACAAUCAUGUCUAAAUGAAGCAAUAAUAGCCCCGGGUGAACAUUGGCCACCGCAACAGACAAAACAAACUUUUUAAUUUAACAAUCUUACUCACACUGGAUAAAAGGAAUUACACUAAGCAACAUUCACUUAACUCUACUCCCUAACUGAACAAAAACAGGCAAACAAAAACAAGACAGAUCACCCUUGUUGAUUGUUAAACUGAGGAAUUAUCCAUAUUCAAAAUACUCUUAAUUUUGGUGGGAAAUGAUAUGAUACAGCAUGAUGCAACACUAUACACUAUGAUGAAAUGCAUAGGAAUACUGUGCAGUAUAUUGCUAAAUUAUAUAUUAAGAUACUAUACAAUUUAACAUGACACAAAAGCAAGCUAGCUGAUGUAAGCUACAUCUCCUGGAAUAGCAGGAUAACUCCAGAUGUUAUAUGAUCCAGUUCAACACAACAUACCAUUUUAUCCAAUAUGAUACAAUAGGGAAUAACAUUAUACAAUACAGUAUGAUAUGAUUCAAUACAAUAUGAUAUGAUCAGGAAAGGUACAAUUCAUUUGACUGCGAUACAAAUAUAGUUCAAUAUAAUACUAUGUGAUAGAUUACGUUAACAGUAUGAUGAGAUAAUCUAUUUGGUAAACAUUCAACAUGCUGGGAUACAGUAUGAUGUAAUACUAUACAAUAGUUUAUGAUACAAGAUAUAAAGAUAAAGUACCAUACAAAACAAUACAGCAUGAUACCACACAAUAUGCUAGGACAGGAUAAGGCAUGAUACAGUACGACAUGAUAGAAUAUGACAUGAUACAGUAUGACAUUAUACGAUUCUGCAUGUUAUGAUCCAACAUAUAACCAUAUGAUAAGGACGAUAUGCUAUGUUACAGUGUGAUGUGAUACGUUGCGAUCAUAGACUGUAUAUAGAAUGGACAGCAUCUGCCUCCUCACUGGGUGAAGUGAGAAAACGGCACCCUCUGUAAGACUGGUUUGUGUUCAAGUCCUCUUUUUUCUGUGCAGCUCCAUUUUUAAAAGUUAUUAGGGGUUCAUGUUUUCUAUGAUUGACACUUGAUACAGCCUAUGGGCGUACGACAAUUGUGUAGCUCACCUGGGGGAUACGCUGUUUUAGCCUAGCGUCAUCACAAGACUCUCGGCGACUCUCCCGCCGAAUGCAUACAACGCUACUGCGCAAUGUCGGUUUCAGGAAGUGGAGAAAAAACGCAGAAAUACCUAGAGCUUUUGGGCUUUAAAUCUAUAUACUGGCGGAAGGCGGAACCAAGUUGUCUAUCAUAUAUACAGUCUGUGGUUGCGAUAAAGUACGAUAAGUUCUGAUACGAAACCCUCAUUUUCAGUAUAACACUGCCUUAUUUUGUCUGAUUAUCUGUUUCAGCCGUCUUUAAUUUAUACCUAAAAAAACCUUUAAAAGGGUUGAUAUGGCAACACUAAUCGUUGCCUUUUCUCUUGCUUUGAUUUAUAAUACACAUUUACCAGCACCACUGUUUACCUGAUUUCAGUCUUGCCCUUCUGCUCUAAUGCGGUCAGUGCAGGUGGUAGCUGCUCACUCUGCUGUGUUGGAGGAAAAAGAAAUAUGUUGCUUUUUAGGGAGGGUCAUGAACAAUGGUCUUAGACUGGUGCACCAUUCUUUCCACUACGCUGUUCUGCAUUUUAACCACACCGGAUGCUUACCUUUGCUGAUUUCGGUCAUGUCAGAGCUUUAUAUUUGGAUGAGACUUCCUAAAGUCCUCGCCAUGUGUUUUGCAAGUCAUCAGCACUCUCCUUGCUGUUUUUUGAUCACCUUUUAAGCGCACACUGAUAGGCUAUCUCUCCUCCCUGCAGAGUGUUGUUUCAGCCUGAAGGCUCGACAUCGUCUCCACAGUUUGUGUUGUCUCCUUCCUGCUGCAGCUCACUGACUCUGGAGUGAUAACAGGCUUGUCGCUUGUCAUCACAAACAGAAGUGCCAGUGGACACACGCACAUAGACAUAUGUACACACUGUGCCUUCCAGUCAGAAGGAGCAGAUGGUUUCAUCUAAAAAUAUAAGACUAUUGAUUUUCACACCUGUGAGGUGCAGAGAGAAGAGAUCAGACAGACAGCUGCUCCAGGUUCGCACUGGACUUUAUCAGAACUGCUCCUGGCUUCACACUGGCUGGUCAGGGAAAAUGAUCAUGUACAAGACCAGAUUUGCUGUCGAUUUUUUUUUUCUUUCUGCCUGUGGGUGAUGUGAAGCAGACACGCUGAUGGUAAUGUUCGCCUCAUAUUGAGCGCUGGAUCCUCUGCUGUAGGGAAGAGGUGAGAGCAUUGAUGAGUUAGAGCUGCCCUUUGAUCUUAAAUUUCAGGCUGUGGAGAAAAGCUGCUUUGAUAAAAACAGUCUGCAGAGAUCAGCGAGGUGGGGAACACGUACCAGACGAAAUGCUUCUGCUGGCUCGGCUAUUAUUUAGCCUUCUAAUUGGUGUCAGCGUGUAUUGAAUCGCUGGAAGAAUAACCAGGAAUGUUCAGGAAAUUGCAGACAAAGUUCUGGCAGAGACUCACGAAGAAACAGGUGAAGGUUAGAGCUAGCAAGUUCCAGUGGCUGUUUGUGUUUAUGCCACAGCAAAGAGAGGGACAGCAGAGAUUUUUUGUAGGUAUGUACAUUAAUAGAAAUAUGCAGUGGUGUCCCAAUAGUCAGAGAUUGAAGCCACCAUUUGCGUGGACAGAUUUCUGCUAAAUUUAAGAUAAUUGGUAUUAUAUUUGUGAACGGUGUCAAUCUGAUGUAGAAAAACAGAAAAAUGGAUAAAAAGAUGGUUGUUGUUUUUACUACUACUUUCACUGUCACCCAUCUAAUCUAAGUGAAAUUUAUCAUCCAAGAGAAUCUUUCUGUUUCUGUGGCGCUUUGAUGAAAUCACAACAUUUAUCUCCUCUGCUGCUUUUUGUCUGUUUGUUUUUUGGGAGUCGGGGGUGUAUUCCAAUUUCUGGAAUAAACUAUUCAUGCACCAGCAGCCAUAAUUGUUGUUGUGUGUGUUUGUCUCAGCUGGAAGUGAAUGGCAGGGAUUUUGUAACUCUUACAAAAUCCCACAUGUAAAUAAAUGGAUUUAAUUGAUUUAUCACACUUCCAUACUACAAGCUAAUUUUCAGAUCCAUAUUUAUUUUGAAAAAUAUGAUUAAUUAUGAUUUUGUGUCAUUAUAUAUAUAUGUGGUUUGCUAUGGAAAUUGUCAGGCCAUCCUACGGGUUGUAGAUGAAAUGUAAUUUAGAUAACUAUUGAAAUGAGCUCCAGCUUUAUCAGCUGCACUAAAAAAGUGAUGGACAGUGAUGUUUCAAAAAUGAAAUAAUAUAAUGAAUAUCUCAAAAGAAGCCAAUUUGCUAAACUGACUUUUUGAUUUGGUUAUCAUAAGUUUAGUUUGAUGCUCUUAAGCUUUUUCUUCAAUAAUCUUCAGAGCAGUGCAAAACUAAUUUUGGUAUUUCUGCACUGUGGUACAACUUCUGUAAGGCUCCCUCUGAGCAUUUUUUGGUCUAAAAGAGGUCUAAUAGACGUCUAAAUGUAGACUGGACAACUGGUCUAAAAUCAGGCUAUGUUUAAAUUUAUACCAACUUUAGACUAGUCGGCUAACAGAGGUCUAACAACGCAGUGAGCAUUUUUUGCUCAACGGCUAUCAUAAUUAUUUUGGUUAAGUACUUGCAGAUGAGUUAUGCAACUAUUGCUUUUUGAAAUAAAUAGUUAUCGAAUAAUAGUGCCAUUCCGUCUAAAAAUAUACAGACUCUAGACGGUUGAAAUUAGGCUUAAAAGAAAAAAAACUAGACGUCUAUUGCUCAGUGUGCUCCUUAAAGGCCUGAGUAAUUGUUUCACUGUCCAAUCAAAAUAAUAUCCCCCUUUUCUGACAAUCAGGUCUCAAAAAUUUCAGAAAGCUAGAUUUGCAUGUCAGCAUAACACAUUUUUCUUCAGGAGGAUCACCUUCAUGUUUGUAUGUUUUUUGUAUCUUGUGGUAUCUGCUCUACUUCACGCUGCCUUUUCAGACACACUGUGUUAAAGCAGGUAAAAUACCUCAUAUAUCUCGGUCAUAUUUACUGCCCUAGAUCGACCCCCAUCCCCCACCAAAAGAAAAAACAUUUACAAUUAUUGGGACUUACAUGGAGAGCUUCUGUGUGACUUUGAUUUGUGUCUUGAAAAUUUACAGCCGAAGGAUUUAUUUUGCUUUGAUCCCUUGAAACUGCGAUAUUGUUCAGAAAAUAAUGGAGAAAGGCCUGAGAGAAAAUGUAAUGAAGAGCUGAAAUUUCACUCAUGUGGUGUUAUCGGUCUGUGACCACAUCUUCACUUUGCUUGAGGCUUCACAAAACACUCAUGAGUGUAUGUUUCAACCCUUUUCUUUUUUUUUUUUUUACAGCUUUUUGAAUUGGCAAGAUAAUAGCAGAUGCUGAACGUCUAUGAAUCCCCUCUCUGUGACUAUUAAUGAAUAGAAAAAGGGAACAUUUCUCUCCAUCCCUUACUCUUACACUCCCACACGCUGUUAAAUUGACAGAUCGUUAUGUGGGUUGUGCUCCCACAGAUUCCCUCAGGCUCGUAUCUAUUUACAUUUCCUACUCUCCACUUUCCCACCCAUGCUUUAGAGAGCAGCUUAAUAUCAGUGACGGCCUGUUGUGGCUCUUAUGUGGACAGGAUUGUAAAUCUGUUUGGAUUUUUCGCAGAUAGACAGAUUAGCCACACCAGGAGCUUAGUUACAGUCGGAGUCAAGCUGUUGGUUUGCAGCACAUAAUUGCCUCUAAUGGGCAACAUUCACGCUCUCUUGUGGCUUCAUUCAGACAUCGCUGUAGCUGGCAUCUUCCCUCUGCUGUCCUUUUCAGACAGAUUAUUUAUGCUCACACAUCCCUCCUUCAGCCUUUUUUUCUGCUGUAGAUCUGAAGCUGAUAUUUCCUGCAGAUGCUCUGCUGGGGUUUUAUCUCCGAACAAAAUGUUCCAGUUUUUAUUAUUUCCACAAUCGCGAAAUGUUUUCAAGGAAUUCAUUGAUCUGUUAGAGUGAAUUUGCAAAUACAGCAGCCUUCGUUUUAAAAAAUUGCAGGUAUUUGCUUAUUAAAUUAAUCUGUUUCUCCCUGAACUGUGAUGGCCAUUUAAAAACUACUUUAUUUCUUUCCUAAAAUUAAGUUUUCAAGUUGUUAAGAAAAGAGACAAGCACUGCACACAACAGAUGGGACAGAUGGUGGUGCAGAGGAUGUUUUCACAGCGCAGUACCAGCCCUGUCUUUGUCUUUUAUUAAUACCUCUUGUUUAUCUGGUAGGAAAAGUCCUGUUGAUGAACUUCAAGUCAUGUUGACUCAGUACAGAGUGAACAAUAGACCCUGGUUAUGCCAGGCUCUUACAUUUGCUCCACAAAAGCAUUAAGAUGACGCCUCUUCAAUUUUAAAAGAAUGAGAGGAAACAAAACCAAGCUAUAACUUUUGGUAAGGAGAGGGGUUCUUUCUCCCUCAGGGCAAAAUUAUUUGAAAUUGAAGUUAAAUUGACUGGAUCAUAACAUUUGUGUUUUUUGUGUUUCAAUUAGGGAUGGGAACUGAUAAGAUUUUAUCGAUAUCGAUGCCAUUAUCAAUUCUGCUUAUAGAUUCAAUUCUUAAGCGAUUCCCUUACCAAUGCCUUUCUUUGAUUGAAGAAAAAAGUAAACUGUUGGCUUUCACCGUUAACUCAAAUUUUUAUUGAGCCUCUGAUAACAGAAAAAGAUGUAUGCCACCUUCAGUGAGAGUCCAAAAAUAAUCAAAUGACAAACUAUUUGUACAGCAUUUACUUCAGUCGGUAUUAAGUCAAAUACAUAAUACAUUGCAUUGUGCUUAUGUUCACACAGGACAUACGUAUGCCGUACUAAGACAGAGCAGCAGCGGCUGACGACUGGUGGAGAGCAUUGAAUACAUGUGACUCCUUAUAUUUGAUGCCGUGCCCCGUUGACAUAUGUUUAAGCAUGUUGCUGGUGUUUCUACCUUUGCAUGUUAUCACCACUCGACAAACGUUGAACGUCGCGCUGUUGUCGUCUUUCUUAAUAAAAUGAAGCCACACUCUUGAUCGUUUCUGCCUACUUUUUGAACCGUACACCAUGUUUUUUUCCUCCAAGUCUCUGUUCUUGUUUGCAUAGACUGGCUCUCGUAAGACCGUAAACGAUGUCGAUGGAUUGAACCAUUUGGAACCGGUUCUCAACAAGAACCAGUUCUCGAUUCCCAUCCCUAGUUUUAAUGCUAGUAAAGUUAGUUUUUUUUUCGCACAUAAGACUCCAGAACCAAUCUCCAAUCACUGCCCUAUAGGCCAGAAUUCAAAAAAGUCCCCCAUGAACUCUGUUUCCAGAUGAUACAUCCCAGUGACUUCUAAUAAGUGGAUUUACUUCACCACUUUUUGCCAUUUUAGUUCAAAUCUUUUAUAUGAGGUCUCAGUGUCAUCUGUUCCAAUCUGGCAUUUACAUGCUACAAGCUCAAGGUGCCAGUUUGUAGACACAAAGAAAUAUCACAGUAAGCAGUUGUCUUCAGCCCUCCCGGCAGCAACCCAACAUCAACUCUAUCAACCUCAGUGUUAGACAGAGGCUGACCUCACAUAAACUCAUUUAUUUUCUUGUGAAAAAUGGUUUUUGCAGGGGAGGCUCCACUUUUGUGGCUACUGGUCCAGGCUCUUAAACUUUUAACACAGAUCCACAGAAGGAUGAAUCUUACACUUUUCAAACUCUUGAGGGAUGAGACGAAAUAGAUCACCACUUCUUUGAUUUCACAGAUUACUCUUUCUGCAUUUAUGUGCAAAAAACUACAACAUUCCUACCAAGUAUAAAAAACCCUUGUUGGUCUGCUAACCCACCAAAUCAGUUUAUUUAGCGAACAGCAUCAUCAUCUUUUGGAAAACCUCUCUGUUGAUGUUUCAGUCGUUUUGACUUUCAGUCCAGUCUUUUCUUUUUAAGUCUAAAGCAUCAGAAUCUUUUGGUAAAGCUUUUCAGAGACGCUCUAGUCUUUUCUUUGAAGCACAAAGCACCAGCGUCUUGUGAUUGAGCUUUGUUGAGACGUUUUAGUGUUUUUUCCUUUCAACUUAAAGCACAAUCAUCUUUUGGUAAAGCUUGACUGAGCUGCAAGCAUGUCUGCAGACUUUGCUUCAUUUUGAUUUAUUAUCAUAAUCUGUGAAAUUCAAAACACAUCUGCUCCCCUCUUUUGUGGCAUAUGUUUCUCUGCAGGUUUAAUUCAACAGCCGAGACAAAUCAGUGUUUAAUUUCUGAAAACAGCCAUGUGGAAAUCAAAUUCACAUUUUCAGACGGAGCCAGUUUGCAGGAUAUCAUUUAAUGCAGUUGAACCAGUGUUCACUCUUUGUGUGCCUUAGCUGAAAAAUAGUGCUAAAAGUUUUCUUGUUGUAGUGUUAAAAGACGUAUCGGCUGUGACUUGUAUCUGUCAGCACUGGCGGCACUUGUCGCAUCAUACUUAUGCAGGAGCAAGACAACUGUCACUUUUGCUCAGGGAUAUCCCCUUAUCUCCUCACAGUGCGACAUGGGUAAUUAGCUGGUGACAGACCGUGCUGUCUUUACACCUGAAGAGAUGUGGGUGGAUGGAUGGAUGGAUGGAUGGAUGGAUGGGAGGGUGGAGCGGGAAACAGGAUAGGGAAGAUAAUAAGACGGAGGGAAUAGCUGCAGCUUGUUCUGUCAGCAGAGUGCAGAAUUAAUGCAUGCUCACUGCUGCCUGGUAGGAGAUGAGAUCUGGAGAUUUUCUGCAGAAAACAGUAUUUUAGGGCUUCACUGUCCAAUUCUGUGAGAUAUAGCAGAGUCUCAAUACUUUUUCAGUCCUUUGGGGGACAUUUAAGACAGUUAACUUUCUGGUGUGAGUUAAAAUUUGCCUUUUGUCCUUUUUCAAAUGUAGUCAUUUAAUUAAGAUCAGGGGACCAAAAUUGCAUCAAAAUAUUGCAGUGCUCGAGGCACAACUUUCUAUCAAUCAGCAAAAAGAAAAGAAGUUGUGAUAAAUCUCAUAGGAAAGCUGGUCAUAUUUCAACUACAACAACAUGUUUGACAACCAAAAAUUCAAUAUUAUACAUCAGCUGGUAUUAGCAUAUAGACCGUAGAUAUGAAUAAUAGAUAUGACAUGCCACUUAGAGCUGCAUGCCUACAGUGAGGCUAAGCUAGUGGGGGCAUCGUUCCCAUUAAAGGCAAUGCAUGUACAAUGAAAAUAAAUCAGAACUUAAUCAUUUCUCAAACGGUUUUCAUGCGGUUUACUUUAUUGUCAAUGCCAAAACAUGUGCUACUAACACAGAGCAUUUGAUUUAGAUAGAUAGAUAGAUAGAUAGAUAGAUUGAUUGAUUGAUAGAUAGAUAGAUAGAUAGAUAGAUAGAUAGAUAGAUAGAUAGAUAGAUAGAUAGAUAGAUAGAUAGAUUGAUACGUAGAUAGAUAUGUAGAUAGAUACGUAGAUAGAUAUGUAGAUAGAUACGUAGAUAGAUAUGUAGAUAGAUACGUAGAUAGAUACAUAGAUAGAUGGAUAGAUAUGUAGACAGAUAUGUAGAUAGAUAUGUAGCUAGAUAGAUAGAUAGAUACAGAGAUACAGAGAUACAUAGAUAUGUCGAUAGAUACGGAGAUACGUAGAUAUAUAGAUAGAUAGAUACUUUUUUAAUUCUAGAGGGAAAUUCAAAAGUAAGUACAUAUACCAGGACAUAUACCAGCGCGUGUAUCUAGUCUUCUAUAUAUCUGUGAUAUAGACAAGCUGAAAUACGAAUCUUACCUUUUGGUCUGUGACAUAAUUUAUUUUGUAGGUUACUUAUUGCUAUUACACAAAAGUAGCCUAACUGAAAUGUAAUACUACUGACUGGUUAUGUUAUUUGAUAACUACAAUAUUAAGGCAACAUUACCCAGGAGAGUGGUAAAAAGUGGUCACAUUUCACAGUCAAACAAUAUAAAACUAACUGGGUGUGGUUAGUGGAUAGCUAACAUUAGCAUUCAGCCACUUAUUAUCUAAGGAGACAGAGUUAAAAUUACUAUUUGGCAUUGCUGCGUAAUGGAAAGUGUCAAUGCUCAAAAAAGAAAAUGUGGUCACAUUUUAAAUUAAACUAAAACACUAUUAGCAAAGACCAGAUGACAAUGAACAUGAGCUAAACUGAGUUUUAGAUGUUUGGUUUUGUCUCCCUCAUUAACUUGUGUGUCAUUUAAUUAGUGCUGAUGGUGCGCUCGUGCUGAUUUGAAACAGACACUCACAGUAAUGGAAAGUUCAAUCAUUCUUGUAUUAGUGCUCAUUGUGUAUACUAAUGCCCUUCUUCUUUACACUGAUAAUCUGUUGAAACUGUUGCCUGCACUUAAUUUGUCAGCAGUACUAUCAAUCAUAAUGUCACAAUCAGUCCUUUCUUUUUGGACAGUAAAUAGCCUGUAAGACAAAACGUUAUGACAAAAAACCCUGUUCCAAAAAAAAUGUUGGAUUGGUAUUUCAGAUUCAGAGUUUGCCCAUUCUCCUCACUGUUAGCAUUAUGAGGUGGGGUUUAUGGCUUAUACUGCAACCAGCCACUGGGGGAGCUCUUAGUCUUUUGGCUUAAUGUCCUAUGAAGUCUGUGGUUUUACUGCACAAAAGUAGAGUUGUAAAUUCUGAUAUAAAUUAUAAUUUUCUAGGAAAUAGCUUUAUGCAAGUUUGGAUGUAAGUUUAAGCUUUUAGCUUGUGCCAGCAAAUAUAAUCAUCAAAUAUGUUGUAUGAACUUAGAUUAAUCUUAACAAUUAUGAUUUUUUGUUGCUUUUUGACUGACAUAGAAUAAAAUAAUAAUAGUCACAUAAAAUCUACAGAACAGCCAUGUAAUAGCUUUCCAGGCUUUUGUUAGCAGUGAGUGGAGAGCUUCUAUGACAGUAGAUUGUAGUCCCAGGAUAAUUUAACCACACUACAAACCUCUACUUGUGUCAGGGCUGUGUGAUCCAUAUCUUAAAAGAUCAAUUUGAUAUAUUCAAUGACACGGAUGUGCCGAGUUUCUGUAAUAGAGCUCACAUUAAAGCUCCAACAGACAGCCUUGUUAUGUUGCCAAUCUCAGUUUGUGCUGAUGCACUCUCACCCUGCAGCCCUCUGCUUACUGUGCUUUGUUACUCGGCCCUGAGAUAAAAAGCAAAGCAGCAGCGUGGUUAAAAAUAGGCAGUAUGUGCCAACAGUGGAGAACAUCCCUGUCUCUCUUUAGUACAUCCGGGUGAAAUGGUGAUUAAUCACAAUAAAUGCUUGUGUUGUAAUCAACUUCUGAGUGAUUUCAAUUUAUUUAGGUCAUUUAAGAGCAAUUGAGGAGCCUGAAAUAAAAUAGCUGAUGAUGUUUUUAAGUAAACCUCACCCUGGGGGUUUAGAGUUUUUGCAAAAUAAAGCAGAUUAUUUUAAGGAGCAGAAAAGUAUUAUGGAGUUUUAAACAGUUUGUCAUUCUAGUUUGCUUUAAAAAAAGUGAUAUUUUUACAACAUAAUGGCAUAUUUCACUGGAAUCAGAUAAAAGUAGGUCUUCUUGUGUUGUUGACAGCUAAAGAGCUUUGAGAGUGGCAACAGGGAAGAAAAUCAGACAGGAACUGCUGAUUUUGCACUUCAGUUCUUCUUACAAAGAGAAAGACAAAGAUUUAUUUUCGAUAAAAGUUCAAAAUAAUGAGCCCUGGAUCCCUUUUUGCUCUCUUACACAGCUGUUCAUUACAAAGAAAAAGACAGCUCUAUCGUUUUUACGAGCUGUUUUAAUAGAAAUUUGCAGCCAGAAACUGCACAUCAAAGCAGCAGUGGGGCUGUAUCUGAUAGUAACAGUGCCAGCAUCAGAGUUUGUCUCCUUCUGCCAUCCUGCUGUCUCAAGUAGCUGAUUAGCAUGCCAGACAUCACUGCCUUGCUCCACAAACAGUGGCACAUCAGCUUUCCUCUCCUUUCCUGAGCUAUUCUCUUCACGCUGCGUGCCCUCCGUGCAGCCCUCGGUAAACUCCUCGCCCCCAGCUGCAGCCCCUUGUGUGUGCUGGGAAAUCUGCCCCGGCCAAUUCCCCUCACUGCUGGACAUGUGCAGUCUUCCUUUAAGAAGUAAUGCUCUGUGACUCUGGAGUCUCUUACUCUGGUUUGUUUCUUUGGUUCUCCUUCUUUCCCUCAAACCACUGAGCUGCCACGCUGCCAGCGGCCGGCUGUGAAACACAAAUUGUGCCCCAUGGUGGUUUUUAAGUUUGUCUGGAAAUUUAAGUGUUGCAGCCAGUUUUUGUCUUUAGAGUCUGUCUUUUCGGCAACCCAUACCUCGCUGUUUUCCUCUCUGUAGCCUGAGAAAUUGUUUUCUGUGUAUCUUAAAUUAGUCACAACAUUCGGUCUUACAAAGAAGUGCUGCUGCUGAUUUACAGCAUAACAGCCAUGGAAAUUUAAAGGGAUAUUUCAGUAUUUUUAAAGUGAGGUUGUAUGAGUUACAUGUUGUGAGCAAGUGUUUUAGCCACAAUGGAUGCCGGUCAGCUCCACCCCUAAAACGGGAAACCACGGGUAGAAACAGGACACUAGAAAUGCUGUCCUUUUAAGCAGACUCUGCCAUGUAAUUUAGCUAAUGUUGAGAGAUUCAGGGUGAAACAAUUAUGUCAAUUACCCAGAAAAUUUUUAGUAUUUGUCGAGGUAGUUGUUUUAGCAAAACAACAACAUAGACAAAUUUCUCUGGCCGUACAUGGAAGUGCCAGCAGGAGGUGGAAGUGAGGCAGCUCAAACUGGGAGCCAUGGCACUAAAAUGCAGACACUAAUUAUGUUUAUGCAAAUACUAAAUGGAAAUGACACAACCAGAGAAUUUUUAAAAAGCGCUCAAUUUUGUUGUUUCACCUUCUGUUUUGAUUCGUGCUUUGUUUUGAACGACCGCAAUGUUUUCUGUUAGGUGAAAAAGGUAGGAGAGUCAAAUUAAAACGACUAAAGUAGGUACCCAGGCUCCAUUUUUGUGAUCCAGAUCCUGUGGCCCAGCCUAGCGCUAAGGCCCAGUCUUUCAGCUUCUAUCGCUCUCCAUGGCAGUUUUUCUGUUGUGUAUUAUGCUAAUAAAAAAAAAGGAAACAUAAGCCGGCUCUUAGAUUGGAGCUAUGCUGAAUUUUUGUCUCUUUGAAACCUGCAGACUAAACAGCUCGAUACGCUGUAUGUGGAAAAGCAUGACUAUGUGUGUUGCAUCUGCAAAUACUGAAAUAAUGGACAAACAAGUCAAAGUUAAGUGCUGAAAAAAUUCUGAGUAGAGUGUACCUUUCCCCAAGAUGAGGCUCUGAAUCCGUCAAAUUACCUCACUUAGCGUAACCAGCAUCUCUUCAAAGUGUGAGGAAAAAACUGUAGACAAAGCUAUGAGGAGACACCACUGCACUGUGUGUAUCACUUCAUUUUAAUAAACUGGCAUUGUGAUCAGCACCGAAAUGGCUGCUAAUGCUUUGGCUAAAUCUAUUAAGUGUCUCUGACAUCACAGAGUUGGCACAUGAACAUAUUUACAGGGUAGUGCUGGUAAGAAGAGCCACAAUGAAACCACAGUGAAACGAAACACCAUCAUUAAGCAGCAGUUUGUCUCCUGUUAUUGCUCUUGAUGGUGAUGAAGUUAUAAAUCAUGUAGACUGUAUCAGUCUGAAGCCACACAUCCAUUCCUGUCAGUGGGAUAGACUCAUUGUUGGUUAGUAAUGUAAAUAAUUUAAAGGAAAAAUAAUGCCACAGCCUUUAAUCUGCUGUGAGAGAAACAAAGACUAAGAUAGUUGUUGGAGCUUGAUAGUGCUUUACUGCACAUGUCUAUGUGUGUGUUUUUGUGUGUUUGACUACAGUAUGUGUGUACUCCCAUUUCUCCUUAAUGCUCUUUAAUCCUUUUACUCUUCCCUUAAAGUUUCCCAGGAUUUGCAUAAAUCCAAUUAAACCUUAACAGCAGCAGCUUCAGUGAAACACAGAGGAGACGAGUCAGGAGUGUUUCUGCUUUCAGUCACUGUAAUACAUCUGCUCUCACAUAACUGUAACACUCUGACUGUAAUUCAAUACUGACUCACAUCAGACACACACUUUCACACUGGUCAAAGAAAGCACAGCAGUAUUUACCUUACCUUUACUGUCCUUAAUUUACAUCUCUUCAUUGUCUUUCAUGGUUUAUAUAUAACAAAAAAAAUUAUUAGACAAAAAACCUGGGUAACACUUUAUUUGACGCCUAUCUCCAUAACACACUAUGAAUAAAUAUAUGAUGCUUUAUAAUCACAUUAUAGCACUGUAUAGCUAUAGUUAUAAACACUCGUAAAUGAUCAUGAUUACUUCAUAGCAAUAAUCAUAACACAUUAUAAAGCAUUUUAUCAUGACUUACAUGGUCAGGUAUUAUAAUGUGUUAUAACUGUUAACAACAGUUGCAUUGCACUAUCUAUGUGGGCAUUGUCAGUGAGUUGUUAACAGUUAUAACGCAUUAUAAUACCCGACCUCGUAAGUUAUUAUAAAAUGCUUUAUAAUGUGUUAUUUUUAUUGUUUUAAAGUAAUCAUGAUCAUUUAUGAGUGUUUAUAUCUAUAGUUAUACAGUGCUAUAACAUGAUUAUAAAGCAUUAAAAAUAUAUUUAUAAUGCGUUAUAGAGAUAGGUGUCAAAUAAAGUGUUACCAAAACCUGUGAGCAUUGUUAUUUGGAUGUUUUGUAUCCAGUCCUGCCAGAUACACAGAAAUAUGAUGGAUUUUUGGAAUUUCGAGAAAACAAACUGGAACAUUUAAUUUUGUUUGUUACAACCCAAACUGAACCAGUUUUGGCACAAUAUCUUGUGUUUGUGUUCAUUUUUCUCACCUGUACAGCAGCACUUAUAACCUAAACUAAGUUUUUUGUGUGUGGGUGUGACUGUCCUGCCUGUUCUUUCACCUGAAUCUGGUUCACUCCUGCAGUUGGUCUGUCUUUAUCCCACUGGCUGCACACUGCAAACUUUAGAGAGCAUAAGUAGAAGUGAAGAAGAGGAGUUUUGUUUGUGUAAGCGCUGAUCACCGGAGCGUUUACCUUUCAGUGAGUGUACCUUAAAGCAUCGUGUCUGACACUCUGACGCUCAUUAUCCCGUCGACUGCUGGGCCGCAGGAGCUUGUUUCCACAAGACUGCACCGCAGACUGAAUAUGUUCUCUGUCCAAAGAAAAAUCAAUAUAGCCUCUUUUUUUGCAGGUAACUGUUUGUGUUUGUGUCCAAAGCAUGCAGCGAGGGAAACAGGGAGCCUAUAAGGUCAUAGGUCUGUGACUUCAGCUUCAAGAACUUUACUGAAAGUUUAAAAACACUUUAAGUUUCAUGUUUUCCUGCCAACAGUGACCCAGUUUAGUCUUUUCUUUAUUAACUUUAAUCAACUCCUCUGAUAUCUUAUGCUUUGUUGCUGUCGCUUGCUUUUUUGAACAUGAGUCAGUCAUUCUUCUUCAAAGAGGAGCUUUGUCACAACAGCCGUCUUUCUCAGUAUGAACCCCUUUCAUCACAAAACAUUUUUAAAGUCCUGGAUUUCCAAGAUGAAGUAAAAAAAAUCUCUAUUGAAAAUCAUUGAGCUGCUUUAUUUUUUAUUGCAUCAUUAAUACGUCAGUUAAUCAUUAAAUAUAAUAGCUAUCUUUUAUCUGCUGGUUGUAUCUGUCUAACGUCACUGUUUGAUCUGCUUCACUUUUCAUUACUUUGAAUCCACUAUUAUAUAUCCCACACAAACGACGUUAUCAUAAUUUAUCAUAAUUUAUCGUAAUUUUUGAUUUUAGGUUGAAAGGUACAACCCUAUUUAAGAAAGAUUGGUGUGCAGAGCAAAAUGAAAACAUAAUUUGAAGGUUUGGAAAUCAUUUAGGUCCUAUAUUUAACAAAAAAAUAAUGCCAAGAUGAGUUAUGAAAUGUUUGAAAAGGAAAGAGUUUAUCGUUUUGUGAAAAAUAUUGUAGGUAUUUGAUGCCAGCAACAUGCUUUGAAAGAGUUAGAGGGACACAAAGCACAUAAAAACUGUGUAAGGCCAAAAAAGCCCAUCUUCAUAUGAAUGAGGUGAAUUUGUAGCAGGUUAGGAACAAGAAUAGGUAUAAAAAGGACACUCAGAAAGACUUAGUAACUCAGAAGUUUAAAAAUGUGUCAAACAACGUGUCAGUAAACGUCAAAAAGGAGACCCAACCUACUGAGAAGCUGAAGUCCUUUUUCAGACAAGGGAAUAUCAUCUACUUCAAAGAGAAACUCCAGAAACUGGUCUCCUGGGAUGACAGCGUUGUGUUAAAAGAAGAGCAAAACCAAUGCAGAGUUAUUUGUAUUAGAGUCAGCCCUCAGUGCUGUUUAUAACCUCCUCACAAGUAUGUGAUGUAAGUGUGUUGAGAGUCCUACAGAAAUGUGUUAUUGUGUAUAUAAAAAUACUCUCUGAGGAAAACUGCCUCAAAACAUCUGAUAUCACAUUAUCUCGACAUAAAGUGUAAUGGGUUUACAUAUUUGAAUUUACAGAGUGUUUCGUUUUUCCGUUUUUGAACCGAGACGUGACUCAUAAGAUCUGCUGAAGUUUGACAAAGUAAUACUUUGUGUCGUAAUGAAAACAGACUCAGGUGAUUGCGUUCUGCUCGAAUAAAGAGCUACCUUAACUCCAGCUGAAAGCACAGCGCUCUGAGGCCGUGUUGUACUUUAUCACAGCAGAAAACAAAUUUAUAUCUCCUGUCUUUGCUGCUUUUGGUGACAUGAGGUUCUUUGUUUCUCCUUUCUAGUUUUUCAGACAUGCCUCAUUUUUCAGGCAACAGUUUCUCGAUACAGAAACUUUGCUGAAACAAGAGAAACAUAUAUCUCCGCAGUUUUGACUGUCGUUUACACUUUUGGCUUGUGUUGAAUACUGACAGAGAUGUUUGUCAUAUGAUUGUGAGAGAAUGAUGCAUGAAGUAUUACAGACUCUGUCGACCUAAACUUGCUCACAGGCAUCCAUAUAUUUUAAACUCAAUAAACAAACAGUACUUCCCAAAAAGUACCCAAAAGAUAAGUCAGAAACAUUCCUAAAACUUUCUGAUGUGUGGUUACAAACUGGUCAAAAUGUCUGAUUGGUGUAUAUCUGUGUGUUUUUCAGUUCACCACAUUACUCAGCGUUUCAGUGCUUUUAGCCGCUAUUUCCUGCGUUUAGAAAAUAAGAGCUCUGAAGUUUAGGAAUCAGCUUUCUCUGUGCAUGAGUGUGCUGUCUGCUGCUCAGAAUUUCUGAAUUGCCCGUAAUUUAACUGACCGGCGAGGAUGCAGCUCAUCGGGCAUGAUUGACUCUCCUGUCUCCAUGCACAUUGUGCUGCAAACAAUGUGCAAUCAGAAUGAGUCGUGCAAGGGUUUAAGUUUGGCCAAAGUGGUGCAGUCACUCACAGUGGUGCAGAGGUUAUGGUCCCAAAGCUGACGGUCUUGGUUCUAUUCAAACCUGCAGAGUCUUGGUUAGCUUAUUUCAAGCCACAUUCUUCCAAUAGGUCCAAAAGAAAGGUCAUAUUUAAGAUAUAACAUACCAAAAUUACGAAGUGAGCAAAUUACUUUUCAAGUUCUUGAAAGUUUCUGAAAUAAGAAAAAUAUUUUGUUUCAGGGACUUAAUGAGUAUUUUUUUUCUUUUACAGAGGCAGAUUUAUUUUUUUCGCCUCAUUACAAGCCAUUUAAGUCUGACUUUAGGCGUGUAACAUCUUGAAAUAAGCUGUUUUUAUAAACCAAUAGGAGAAUUUUUCUGAAAUAAAGCCUCACAAGAAAUUUUCUAUUAGAAACAAGACAAAACACUCACCAAGAUUUGAGUUUCUUCUCUAUUUACCAUCCAUUCUAGUGAUGGGCACAGCAGUUCUUAUAGAUGUACUGAAUCGCUAGAAUCAGUUCACUUAAAAGAUUCGUUCACUGAAACACUGAAUCAUUCAGCCCCUGGCCGGAGGAGCCUCCGACUCCGACUUCCUGAACUGAUACACAGAUGAACAGUUCAGGAUUAAGUUCAGAUCGUAGCUUCUGGGACCGGGAGAUGAGAGUGUUGUGGCUGAGUUGCUUUGACAGACAGGUUUGUAAAAAUAAUCUUGUUUAUAAAUCAUGAGGUUUUAAGUGUACUGUGCUAUGGUAUGCUAUUUGUCUACUCGGUAAAUUGGGCUCAGUGAGUGAUUCGUUCACUUAACAUUUACCCCACAGUACAUUCAGUGAAGAAUUCACACUGAACAUGCACCGUUCCCUCCCAAAUUGUCGCAGUGAUAGGAUCAGUCACAAACUGCGGGUUUAAUACACUACUUGUUACAUGCUGUGUCCUACUAAAUCUGUUAAAACAACAGCCAUGAAAGUGUAUCCCUCAGACAAAUAUGAUUCCAGAGAUUGUAGUUCACGACAUGAUUCGUUCACCAAGUGAUCCAGGCGUCGGCGUGUGCAGUCCCUCGCUCGCCAGCUGCUCACCCGGCAAUGCUGUGUGCUAACUCAACUGAAGUGAGAAAUGAACAAAUCACUUGACGAAGUGAUUCAGUUCAGUAUGUUCACUUAAAAGAUUUGGUUCUUUUGAAGGAAUCAUUCACAAAUGGCACAACACUAAUCCAUUCCUACUUACAGGCAUAAAAAACACAAAGAAAGUUUAAAAUAUUAGUUGUCGAUUUCAAAACUUGGGUUAAAAUCAGCCUUGAGCCCACAGUGGAUGUGUGGCCCUGAUUUAUUAUCUGUGGAUCUGACUUUUGCUGUCAAAGUGCAUAUUAGUCCAGUCCAUCCUGGUGGUGGUGCUAGUACAGAGCUACAUGAAUGAAGGGAAAAAGUGGAUUCAUCCACUUGUGACCAUGAAUGUGUGGGAUGGAAAUACCAAUAUUUAUCAAUUUUCCAAUUUUGACAGAUUUGUUUGCGCCGUAAUGACUUGAGCAGACUGAUUAUAGAACUGGGAGUGAAAGAUAACUAAAUAAAAAGGAACGGUUUAGGGACCUUGGAAGCAAACAUAACCGAAAGAGCUGAGACAGCAUCAAAACCAACGUUUAAUCAGCACAAAUGAUGCUUGAAAACAGCCGUUCAAGACGUGCAGUCACUCUAACUUUUCUACUUGUUCAGAUAAUAUGUGAGUUUCUGUGUGUUACAGACUGUGGUGACUCCCUGAUGUGAGAUUUCGAUGCCUGUAGCGUCGAAUGUAAUUUUCAUUAGCUGAAUGCCUCGCUGAAACAUCGACACACUUCAUAACUCUGCUGGGUUCCUAUAUUUCUCCAACUCUCUGUUAGCCACACUCCACUUAUACAUGCGAACCACCUCCAACACUCACACACACAUACACACACAUAAAAACAGACAUCUUCAGUGAAAAGGGGAACAUUGUGGAGAACAGCUGUGAAAAGUAGGACAGUCCCGUUGACACCACCUGUUCAUCUUUUUUUAGUGUCUUGGAAGUAUUUCCCAGUGUUUAUAACUUUAAAACUUUUUAUGGAGAACAAUUUGUCAUUUCUGUAAAAAUAGAUCCCCGCUAAUGUGACAGUGAUCAGGGUGACAUCAGACUGAGGAAUUUGGGGAUAUUGUUGAUGAUGAUUUUAUAUCACUUUGAAAAAAGGAAUUGUGCCUUAUUUACUGCACAUCAAUCAGCCCGAUUUGGGUUUGAAUGAUUUGCAAACCAUCAAAUUCUGUUUUAAUCAAUUUUCUAAAUAGCGUCCCAACAUUGUUGGAAUUUGAGGUUGUAUGAAAAGGCUUAGACAAAUCAGACAAACUGAGGUGUGGCUGAGUUGACAGACAGAUGAGAAACACUGUGACAAGGUUACUGGGCUAUGACUGUAAUUCAUUGCGACUGCCUCCUCGCUGGGUGAAGCCACCCUGAGAACAGCACCCUCUGGUGACGGGCUGCAGUGUAGGUCAUAAAUCCCACCCCUGGGGCACUGGGGCAGUGGACAAACUUUAGAAAUUUAUUACACAGAAGUUAUUACACAGAAGUUAUUGUAGUUAUUGUUAUUGUAAGACUGGUUUGUGCUCAAGUCCUCUUUUUUUCUGUACAGCUCUGUUUUUAAAAGUUAUUAGGGGGUUCAUGUUUUCUAUGAUUGACACUUGAUACAGCCUAUGGGUGUACAAAGAUUGCAUAGCUCACCCGGGGGGAUACGCUUUUUGAGCCGAGCGUCAUCACAGCGACUCUCGGCACCUUUCUCAGUGCGAAUGCACACAAUGCUACUGCGCAAGUGGGGGAGUGCACACAAUGCUACUACACAGUGUUGGUUUCAGGAAGUGGAGAUAAAAUGCGGAAUUACCAAGAGCUUUUCAGCUUCAAAUCUGUGUACUGGUGGAAGGCGGAACCAAGUUGUCUAUAGUAUAUACAGUCUAUGCUUUAACUUCACCUCUUUGCUAGUUACCAGAUUUACCAGAAGAUAGAAGAAGCAUUUCCAAUAUGGCUGCCACCAUCUUUAGAUAAACAUAUCAAUACCUGUAUGACCCUGCUACACUUUCUUUAGAGAAUCUUGGACAUGAGUUUCAUAAGUUUUUGUGUUUCAGACUGAAUAUUAAAAAUUUCCUUUUUCUCCAUACGGAGGAAAGUUUACUUCUCGUCUUUCUUUUUUUGUCUUCUGUCUUUUUUGUGUGUGGUGUCUCUUAUUUGUGAUUUUUUUUCUGCCUCUGCACUCACUGUUUGGCUGAAUCUGAUGCUUACACCAGAACUGCUCUGUCUGCAGGUUUUUGGGGGUCCCUCCAGGAAGGGGAAGCUGCCCUCUGACAGGACCUCUGCCUUUUGACCUCAUCUACACUGACUACCACGGCCUGCAGCAGAUGAAGCAGCACAUGGGUCUGUCCCUGAGGAAACACAAGUCAGUGUUAUGUUCUUCGUAUCUCUGCCUCUUUCUUGUUGUUUUGUCAGAACUCUGAGUUCACUGUUUGGUUGUUGCCAUUGAUUAAUUCUCAUUAAAUGCUUUAGUAUCAGCUUAUUGACAGACCUCACUCUGCAACAACAAAACUCACCCUUUAGGGGGGAACGAAUUCUUCUUCAUUACACAGAGAUCAAUCAGCCGGGUGCAGGCUUUAAAGUUGAUAUUACUUUUGAAGCUUUACUUUACACUUAAUGAACAUAAAAAUGUUACAUGGAACUAUAACUGUUCAUCUCUCUCAUUCAUAGCUUGCUGUAAGUCUGGCUCUGAGACUUUUUUUGGAGGGUGAAGACAAACAUGCGACACAUUUCUCUUUCUGAUUUUCCUCCCAGGUGCCACAUCCGAGUGAUCGACACCUUCGGCACCGAGCCUGCUUAUAACCACGAGGAGUACGCCACUCUACACGGCUACAGGACCAACUGGGGAUACUGGAACCUGCAUGGCCAGCAGUACAUGACCAUGUUCCGUAUGUGGAUUUUCACAUUUCUACCUUAAAAUUAAAGAUGUCAUGUAUCAAACUGCUAAAGACUUCUGUUUUGUAUUCAACCCCAACCCCUAGGAUCCUGAUUUUCAGCAGCCCUGUUAGUUUUCUUUUAUUUGAAGCAGGACUUGUAACUUUGUAUUACCUCUUGCUUUUGUUUGUCCUUGGCAGCCCACACUCCAGAUAACUCUUUUAUGGGUUUUGUGGCGGAGGAGCUGAAUGAGACUGAGAGACUGAACAUUCAGAGGAACAAGGUGAACAAUAUGGCUGUUGUCUACGGCAAAGAAGCAAGCAGGUGGAAGGUCAGUAACAAACAGUAACUCCUGUAAAAAUCCCUUUAUACAUUAAGUAUAUUUUGGUAGAUGUUUUUAUCCUUUGAGAGGAGGAAACUGCUUUGCUGUGUUUAUUUUCAACAGCUUUUUCACCUUGUAAAAAGAUGUGAAGUGUUGGGAACCUUGAGAGGGAAAUAAUUUUGUUUAAGAGAGACCCCAAAGAAAGCAUCACUGCUCAGUAUAAAUAAAUUAUACAAUUUGUGCUGUAUUAAAGACAACAUGAUUAACAGGAUAGAGGGUGCGGAGGGAGGCAGAGAUAAGAAGAUACUAAUGGAUGCAAAAAUUUUCCUCUCUGGAGUGAUUACUUGUAAUUACUGAACACAAAUGUGUUAUAAACAUGUGUUUUGAUUAAAAUUAACUGAUUCUUUUUUUCGGAGCCUGACUGCAGGCAGCGCACAGACAGACGCCUAACGUUUCCCUCUCGCCAGCGUCUCUAAACAUCUCUACUUUUUUUUCUCCGUCCACUGUUGUAUAGAUUAAAUAAGGACGCACACUUGGAGCUCUAUCUUUUAACAUGAACAUACAUUCACACAGACAAUUAUCAAAUGGUCAAAUGAUGCAGGAAAUAAAAAGAACACUUCAGAAAUAUGCUGCUGUCUUGUGGCACCUGUAGUGGCCCAAAACCAGACCAGCCCUGGUCUGCACUAAAGACUGUAUAUAAAGACGGAUGCUCUAAAUUUUUAACUGACUGCUACGCCAGUGGCAGGAGUUUAGUGUAAGACAGCAUUUUACCUCCUUUUAACAUCUCACAAGGCUUUGCACUUGUCCCCAUAUCGUCCUAAAGAGGGUGCACAAAGUGAAACUACAGCCCAAUCUUGUUUCUAUUGUGCACCACCUUUCCUUAAAGGUGGAGGUUUGUGUGUGGCUCCUCGGACCGCUGUGUUUUGCUAUCCUGCAGUUGUUACUAAAGUUGGUAUAACUAGAGAAGCAAGCGGUCGGCAACGUUCAUCUCUCGAGGAGGUGUCUAAUGGGUGUUGCGGUGUGUUUGACACUAACUUAAUUUUACACCGGAAUAUCCCUUUAACUACCAGUGGAGAUAGAGCUGCAUGAAGGCCAGCAGCAGAGGCAGUCACAGAGCUGAAAUGACUUCAUGGUCAAAUUGUGAGUCAGUAUGACAGAAAACAAUGCGCAUAGAAGACUUUAUCUCUUUUAUUUGCACGUGAAGCAUCUUUUUGUUCCUGUAACGCUGCCAUAACAUGUGAGGCUUGUAUCCCUGCAGAACCAGAGUACCCCAGUAUUGAUUUGUUCAGCAUACUUGGUACACUGACAGACGUCUUUACAAGGACACUGAAGGAUCUUUAUUCAAACAAGUGAUACUGAGAAAACACAGAUUUUUGAGAAUGAUCACACUCUGACAUAUGACAGGUCACUGAAACGCAGACAGCUUGAAUGAAUUUAUUCAAUAUAUUUUCCUCAUGCCUGAGACUCUUUGAACCUGGUAAAUCAGGACAAAUACAAAGUUUGGGAAGCCUUUGAACAGAACUUUCCUCGUCAAACGCUCACUUUGAAACACCCACUGGAUGUUACAUUUCCUGCAAACAAGUGACUCCUCCUGGAAUUUGGCCCGAGGUGUGCUGGUAGAGGAACAAUUGUUUUUGUUUAGAGUCAAUUUUCCCUGCGAGCAGCUGGCACGGUCUUUCGUUCGUACUGUAACUUUGAAGUGUGUUUGCCUCCCUCAAGGUUUGGUUCAAUUGAAUCUGACUGCAGCUCUGUUCCUACACUGCGCUAACGCUUGCUGUUUGUCAGAACCCAAGCCGCUGUGUAACAUUAGUCAGAGUGAAGGUUUGUGGUAUGAAAGCCGAUCGUGUAUCAGUUUUCUCCAGACAAUCAAACCUCCUCCUCCCCUGAUCGCUGCAGUCGCUCCUUCCACCUCAGUUUGAGGUUUACAUGAGAGGACUGUUAAAAGUCUUUAUCCUUUCUUUUCCUCCAAGUGUACAGACUCUCUUCCAUCCUGCCACUCCUGUUUUCUGCCUCUGCUGCGCUGUAUUCAGCUUCCCAUGGUGCACCAGUGAUGGAUCCACGCAGCUUCAAAUAAGAACACAUGCUUUUCAAGUGCUGCCAAAACGUGAACCCAAACUUUUCGCGGAUAUUUUGUUGUAAAAAGUUUUCCCCCUUAAAUUCAAGCCCCUGAAAACAUAUAAACCCCAUACUUAAUUGAAAACAGUGACAACAUUGUCAUUUUUCUCUGAAAAACAUGCUUGUUUUAAAUCAAAUUUGAUGCCAUCUAAAAAAAUUUAAGAUGGGGAAACAAAACACUGAAAAAGUUGUGUAAUGCUUAAAAAAAUCACUUUGAGGAGCAUCUCUGAACUAUUUAGGUUCAUUUGCAACAUGUAAUUAACAUGACAGAGUAUUUAAAAUGACAUUCAGAAAGACUGAGCAUCUAUUUUUUAUAUUAAACUUGUGUUUUUUUCCAGUCUCAUCAUAUGACAUGUUGUGUUUUCACCAUUUUGAUGAAAUAUUAAAGGUUUUAAAUGAUUUGCAAACUAUCACUUUGACAUCCAACUUUUACAAAACCAAGCUUUUAUUUUUAAACACCAUUUUUUUUACAUGUUUGCAGACCCCAUAAACAUCCAGAUCUCUUGUUUAACAUGGCAACAAGAAGAAUAGGAAAAAAGAGUGAAUUAAUCGUUGAAGGUUUAAUUUCAUAUUCAUCAAUACACACAGUGUUCGAUUCUCAUAAGAGGUUUUUUUUGAUGGCUAUUACUUUCAGUAAAAGAGAGCACGAUUUAAUCUCCAUGUUGCUGGAAGGCAUCAAAGCACCCAAAGAUGAAAAAUGAAAAUAAAACUUAGAUGCUAUGUCUUCAAGGCAUAAAUCAUCUAUAAAUGUCAACUGUGAAUAAUUCAUUGCGGUCCUUCAGACUGACUUUUUGGGAUCGACUAAUUUGAUUUUUGACUGUAAAUGAUUGCAGCAAGUCGUCUCCGCAGGGCAACACGGAUCAAUCUGUUGAUUUAGGUCUGUCAUCUCACCACAGGUGGGUCUGGUUAGGUAUCAGCUGUGAAAAGGUUUAUGAAAGUGGUAACAAGGGAAUUCAGCUCAUUAGAGUUGCUUCACUAGUUUUAAUUGAUGCUUAUUUCUGCUUCGGCUGGGCUGAUGGAUGGGAACAGUCAAACAACAUUUUCAUCGUCAAAGCAAAAACCAGAGCUGUACAAGUGCCGCGGUGGAAAAGAAAACAAAGAGCCUCAUGGUGUUGAAUUUUAAACAGUAAAGAAAUAAAAAUAAACCAUCUAUAAGUUCCUCCUCAGAGGGUAAAGGAUGGUAUAGGAAAAGUUCUGUGUCCUGAAGCUGAAAGACAGAUAUGGAGAACUUUCCUCUUAUUUUUGUUGUGAUGUAAACCUACUCAUGAGGAAAACAUACAAACAACAACAACUUCAUCUUUAUCUCAAAAGUCAAUUGCAGUUGUUUAAUUGGAAGUCUGGCCUCCAGAAUAAUUGAGUUGUAAAAAAAAAAGACUAUUUUGAGGUUUGUUUUUUAAUUUAUGCUCUGAAAAGCAAAAUAAGAGCUGCCAGGUCCACAAUUGUUUGAUCUGACAAGUGAAGAUUAUUAAAAACAAAAGCCAAAGUGUGCAAUUAAGAGCUGAAGUAAGCGGGCAAAAAAAAUUUAAACUUGUCGUUUAGAGGAAAGACAAACACACAUUUGCAGAAGUGUUUGCUGUGAUAAACAAGCUAAUUUUACUCUCUCAAUUUUUCUCUUUUUGUCCUUCAGGGGAAGGAAAAGUUUCUCUCUAUUCUGCAUCGCUACAUGGACAUCCACGGGACAGUUUACUACGAGACACAGCGCCCCCCUGAGGUUCCAGCCUUUGUGAAGAACCACGGUCUGCUGCCUCAGCAGGAGCUGCAGCAGCUCCUCAGGAGGGCCAAGGUGGGAACAUGAUGCUCAGAUGUUUGACCCUAAAAAAUUAGGGUCAGAAUGAAAUGCUUUGUCAGAGGGAUUCUAACUUUUUCAGAUAGAUAUUCUUUAUCCAAGAAGAUUUUCCUUGAACUCAAGUUCAAGCAGAGUUGGCAACCAUAAAAACAGAUGAAAACUAUUGAAAAAAGUUCAGUUAUGUGCAGAAAGUUUAUAUUAGAUAAAGGUGAGACUGAUACAAACAUUGACCUGAAUAUGAGUGUCUUAUUGUUUUGGCUCAUUAUUUUCUCCUCUUUCCAUUCUCCUCUAAAGCUGUUCAUUGGAUUUGGAUUCCCGUAUGAAGGCCCUGCCCCUUUAGAGGCCAUAGCCAACGGCUGCGUCUUCCUCCAGCCCAGGUUCACCCCUCCUCACAGCUCUUUAAAUCAUGACUUCUUCAGAGGGAAGCCCACCUCCAGGAAGGUAGAUGUAUUUCUGUCAACACUGGAUCCAUUUUAACAUCAGCAGUGCAAAAAUAUGUUUGACUUUAAAGGGAUAUUCCGGCAUAAAAUUAAGUUAGGAUCAAACACACUGUAACACUGUGCUUAGACACCCCCUUGAGAGAUGAAUGUUGACGACCGCUUGCUUCUCUAGUUAUACCAACUUAAGUUAUGACCGCACGAUAGCAAUACACAACGGUCUAUGGAGCCACACACAAACCUCAACCAAAACGCCACUCUAUAGCCACAAAUAAUGCACUGAAUAGCACCUAACUUCAUCAACAAGAUCAUAAACGUUCUUCCUUGAGCUGUGAAGCCCCACUGUAGUCCGUAAUGGUCCGAGGUCUCCGUACAAACAAGCAGCUGCUGGAAGAGAGUAGGUGAGUUGUGUUUAGUCUCUUUGCUAAAGAAAUUUGGCAAAGUUAAAAAGAUGUUUGGUGGCUAGUACUAUGGCCGGGACCCUAUAUGUACUGUUGAUGAUUGAGUUUUGGUUGAGGUGUGCACGUGGCUCCUCAGACCGCUAUGUAUUGCUAUCCUGCGGUUGUUACUAAAGUUGGUAUAAAUAGAGAAGCAAGCAGUCUGCAACAUUCAUCUCUGGAGGGGGUGUCCAAGUCGGUGUUACAGUGUGUUUGACCCUAAAUUACUUUUACACUGGAAUAUCCCUUUAAGCAAUUACAUCUUAACCUUAGUGCGAUUUUAAUGUGACAAUAAGUAAUUUACAUGUAUUCUCCCCUCAGGUGUCGUCUCAGCACCCGUAUGCAGAGCAGUAUAUUGGCAGGCCUCAUGUCGUCACAAUCGACUUCGACAACUCUGAAAAUUUUGAUGCAACCAUCCGUGAGAUCAUGAGGAGCAAUGUAUGUCACAUUUCUGCACCACUUGCUUAAAUUACAGUCCCUCUGUUGUAGGUUCAUCUCUUUAAGCUUCCGUGUGAUGAUAGUUAGGAUGAUAAUUUGCUCUCGCACACUUCAAAGUUUGUUUUGACCCACUUUUGCAGCUCUAAGCCUUUAAUGGAGCUCUUAAUCACAGCAUCCGACGUUACAGCAAAAUGCUUAGCUGGCUACCCCUCUGCUCUGCUCACCGCUAAUUACUUGAGAUAUUGAGCAGCUCAGUAGGUAAACUCUGCCCACACCUGGGAUCACAUGGCAGCAUUCCAGAGGCAAAGCCCACAGGCAAGGAGCUUUAUCCGCAGCAAAUCAUGUUAAUCAAUCUUGCUGUGCUCAAUCUGUCACUAGAACAACACCCAGCUACGGUGCCAAGCCUUACAGAGCCAAGAUGUGUGUGUGCUUCUGCUGCCAGGUGUGCUAAAUACACCCCAUGUUUCCAGCUGAUAGAGGGGAAAUAAAGCACCAGUUGCAGCGCUUGUAAAUGUUUUAAAAGCUCACCCUGCAUUAACAAGAUCAAGUGAAACCAAAGGCACCUUUAUUCUACAGCAAACCUAACAAAUAUCUUCACUUUUGAUUUUUUUUACCCACACAGCCUAAAAUAAGUGCACAACAUCCCUUAUGGUCACAUUUAAACUAUAUAAAUUGGUAAACUGGCUUACUUUGAGAUUUGUGCUGCAUUUUUACCCUCCUGGAGCUGUGCAGUUUCAUCAUUUCAGUGAGGCAUCAGUCAGUGAAGCUUUGGGGGUUUUUUUGUUUGUCUGUUUGCUUGCUUUCAGUGCAACAUCCGUCUUCGGUUUGCAACUCUGAAACCCAUGAAAAAGCUUGAUAAAACUUCGUAACUUAUCUCAUACUAUAAAAGUAAUUGUUUUAAAUGCUUUUGUCUGCAAACCAAAUCAAAUCAUUUUGGGGUUUUUUUCUCAGACAGGACAUUUUUAACCCUUGCAGCUCAGCUCAUUUAAACUAAAACAGGUCAGGUGUGAGAACAAAUGAAGCGUCCAGUUUAAAUCCUGAAGUGCUGUUACUGCAGUCAGUUUUCACAAACUCUUUUAAAAACCACAGGCCAAAAUUAUAUGCACCAAAUCACUUGUAAUUAUUUUCUUGAUGCUGUUUCACCCAUGAGGUUUCCCCAGGUUUAUUUGGACAUUAUGUGCUGCACAGUGGUGUUGUGGUCCGUGCUGUUGUCUCACAGUGUAGAGAAAAUGUGUAUGAAUAGUUUUUUGUUUACAUUUACUGGCCUUGUUAUUGAUUGGCAACUUGAUAGAUCCCACUUCCUGCCCAAUAACAGCCCCACCAGCCCCUGAAUCAUGCAUUUAGUUCUUCGCGGCUAGAGUACUGUAAUGCAUUUUGUUCUGGCAUCAGUGAGCACAACACCCAAAGACAUCCAGCCAGCCAUUUCAGGAAGUUAAAUGUGGGUUUUUGUUCGGUGGACAGCGAGGCACCAGCACAAUAUGUCAGUGACCAUGGAGUCAGUUUUCUGGCUCCACAUGUCACAACCAGCAGAAAUGAGGUGAUGUUGUCUGGGCUAUACUCUGACUUAGUCACCAUCAUAUUUUAGACCUUGUCAGAGUCGUCCACAUACUUACACUCACCUGAUCCCCCCCUUGAGAAAGAUCAGAUGCAUAUAUUGCUCUGAAGUUGUAAUUGGUUUAACUGCAUUUGAUAAACAGAGAUGAUUUCAUUGGAAACAGAAAGGUUUCUGGCACCAGGAUGAAAAUUUUUGAUGCCUCCAGUCACAAACAUUUCACCCGUACUUAACAAAAUCCAGAAUGCUUCUCAUAAAGGAUUUUAACAGCAGGAUAAAAGGACAUUAAAAGUCUCUGUAAGUAAAAUUCAGCUCUUGUGAAGGUGCUGCCAGCACAGCAGAGUUUGUGGUCUGGGUACAGUGAGCUUUCUUUAAUAUAACACAGUCUGCUCCACUCAUCACUUUCUUUACUCAGAGAAGCUUUAUUUGUUUUCUGCUGCUCAUGUUAUUGCUGUUUGCUUCUUUCCUGAGAAAACUGCAGAGCUGCCUGUCUGUCUGAAACACUGUCACGUCAGAUUUCCUUUGCACCAUAGCAACAGUCCAUGAUGGGGAAAAAAAAACAACCGAAAACUAAAAAAGGAAGCUUUAAAAUGUCCGUAACACCUGCCUGAGCAAACUGCCAUGCUUGGUUUGCAUGCAUUUUUCCUAGCAGCAUGUUCAGAGCAUAACUCAGCUCAGGAAUGUCUAAAAUUUUUCAUUUCAUUUCAUCAGUGAAAGCAGGAAAUAGCAAAUGUCCCUUUCAUAUUUUAGUAGCAGAGCAAUGCAAUCAGUUUAGGUAUAUAAAUUGCAGAGUCAUUUCAGAAAUGUUUUCUGCUUUUGAAUUUAAAUCGCUCUCUACGAAGCAUUUGCUCCCUCCCAUCUCUGAUUCUAUCAUAUAAAGAUUCCCAAAAGGCAAAUUGCAUUGCAGAGUAGCUGAUGAAGUGCCAGAUACAUUUCAUUAAACUCAGAUGAAAUGAAAUAAUAAGAGAGUGCUAAAAGGAACACAACACUAAAAGAGUCCAUUUAUCAAAAUAAAAGCCUGAGUGCUUUAGUGGUCUGAUAGUAAACAAUGAGAUCUCACUUCAGCUGGUAUCAUGGGAGAUGUUCAGAGAGGAUUCUGCAUCGGGAAUCAUGACAGAAUAUAUUAAAUCCUCCACAUCUCAUAGCUAAGCAUGUCAUAAAACAUGUGCCUGAAUAUCCUUAUUCCAAGGCCCCAUCAUGCCUUGCAUGAAUUGUCUUCCGGUGCCUUCUGUCACAUUUUCCGUAGCUACUGGAGGCUAAUCAGGAUUAUUAGAGCAAUCGAGACUAAUAAAAAAAAAAUGUGGGUGCAUCGUCUGUCACACCUUAAACGGGACAAUGUUGCCACUCUGCAGCCCUCCGAAGAAACAGCCUCAUUUAAUUUCAUUUCAUUUAUUUAGCUCUCCAUUAGCUUUGGCUAAGGCCAUCGCUAUUCUUCCUGGAGUCUACAUUUACAAUUAACCCUCCAUCGCAGAACACAGUCACUAAAAACAUCACGCCAUAAACACAAAGACAACGUCAAUAACCACAACAACUCACAAUAGCCUACAAGACAAAAACAAAACAACAAAAUUAGAGCAAUACAAACAACAUACACAUAUUACUGAGCCUUAUUCAUUUCCACAGUGUAGCUAUAGUUCUGAAAUAAUCAGAUGUUCAAAUAUCAACAUACAUUCCACAUAAUUGCAUUAAUCUACAGAAACAGUACCCAACACAUAAGCAGACUAUAGAUACGUCAAAUAGAUCAGACAAACACCGAUUGAUUGUACCAAGUAGCUUCAUCUAAAUAAGGAGCUGUUUGACUAAUAAAUUAAAUCUGUAUUUGUUGUGUUCUUGGAUCAAAUAACAUAUACUGGUGUAUUUAGCUAUUUUGUUCACUCUGUUGUAAAAUCUUAUCGGUUCUUAUUUCGCUACAAGGUGGGUCACGUUUUUUUUGAUAGAGGUUCAACAAGAUCUUAUGAACUUGAAAGCAGAUGUAAAUGUGAGUCAGCGCCUCAGUGUCCCACAUCACCAUGCCUGGGUUUGAGUGUCAGCCCUAGGUGAAAUACGAACAAGCUUUUUACCAUCACUUUUUAGCAGAAAUGUCGAUACUUGCUUAAAUAGUCGACCAAUAAAUGACAGGCUUGUCAUGGAAUUUCUAGACCAUGUCUCCUCGGUAUCUGCUGACCAGCGCCCUGCUGUCACUUAAAUCCACUGUUUGACACUUUGAUGGAGUCUUCACUGAAAUAAUGAAAUCAAUUUUCAAAGCUGCCACCUGUGAUGUAUUAGGUCAUUGAUUUUAAUGCGAGGCUUGUGGCAUGAUAUAAGCCUUCACAAUUACGCUAAUGAAUGUGUCAGCUUUGAUUAACCAUCAAGUUUUAGGUUCUGUAAUUACAAUAGCUUGGUGUUUUAUCCACAUACACACACAAACACAGCUUCCUCACAUCCCUUUACUGUUUUCUUCAUAUGUGUCUACAGGUGGAGCCCUACCUGCCCUAUGAGUACACCUGUGAGGGUAUGCUGGAUAGAGUUCAUGCCUACAUCCAGAACCAGGUAGGUCCCAGGACUGAACAGCAACAGCUAAGAGCCAUUAUGAAGUGGCGGAGGAUAUUUGUAGCUGCACAUUUCACCUUUUCACAGAUUAGGUUGGUUACAGUUGAAAGAGCAUCAGUGCUGGAACUAUGAGAUUUAUUGUUGAGGUGCUGGGGUGUGACUUCUGCAGCUGGUACAGCCCCUGAGUAUGUGGUAAUAAUAGAGCGGUGCAGGGCAGGAAUCUGUGACUGAACGAAGCUGUAAAAAGUUUAGUUAAUAACACUGAAAUGAGUCGUAACAGUGAGAGCAACACAAUCUUACAACAGAACAAUAGCCAUUUGCCUCAUGAACAAUGUAUGACCCUACAAUUUUGCAGCUUUACCAAAACUAUAUUGAAAGAAGAAAAUCAGGAAAAUUUUGUGUGCAAUUAGGUAUCUUUUAUACGAUUAUAUUUGGGCCACAUUCAGAAGAACAAACAUUGACUUCGAGAUUAAAGUCGUUUAUUUACGAGAAUAAAGUCAUUUCUAUUGAGGAUAAAGUCAUAGUAAAAGCAUUACUUACGAGACUAAAGUUGUUACAAAAUCAUUUUUUACGAGAAUAAAGUCGUAAUAAAAUCGUUAUGAUACUUACGAUAAUGUGGUGCCGAUGUCCCAAAAGAUCCUUGUUUGAGAAACCUAUAUUGAGAUACAUUUUCACGAAAUGCUUCAUUACUUUACCAGAACUUUAUUCUUGUUAGUAAUAACUUUAUUACAACUUUAUUCUCUCAAGUAAUGAUUCAAUUACCACCUUAUUCUCGUAAGUAAUAAUCGUACUACGAUUUUAUUCUCGUUAAUAAUUACUCUAUUACAACUUUAUUCUCUUAAGAAAUUAUUUACUUACAACCUUAUUUUCGUGAGUAAUAAUCUUACUACGACUUUAUUCUUAUAAGUAAUGAUUUUAUGACGACUUUAUUCUCAUAAGUAAUUACUUUAUUAUGACUUUAUUCCUGUAAGUAAUAAUUUUAUUACAACUUUAUUCUUGUUAGUAAUUACUCUAUUACGACUUUAUUCUCUUAAAUAAUAAUUUAAUUACAAGCUUAUUCUCGUAAGUAAUGAUUUUAUGACGACUUUAUUCUCGUAAGUAAUUACCUUAUUAAGGCUUUAUUCUUGUAAUUAAUUACUUUAUUACGACUUUAUUCUUGUUAGUAAUGACUUUAUUUUGUAAAUUAAUCUUGAAGUCUAAAUCCUUUUAUUUCUUAAUGUGGCCGUAAUACUCCAUCGUACUUUUAAGAUAUGUUGUAAAUGUUUUUAUUUCCUCUAACUUUAGAGAAGCACAUUAUUAAAUAAUCCUAACAAUCCCCAGCAGAGUUUUCCUAACAAACAAGGUUUCUGUUUUUGCAUUCAGAGUAGCUCACCAAGUUUCAUUGUGUUUGUCCUUGAGGUCUCACAAAGAGGUUGAAAUCUUUUCGUCUUUAAAAAUAAACUUCAGUAAAAGUGUUUCUUUUAAAAACAGUUUUUAACCUGCAGUCUUUACUUAUGUAUUUCUGUAUUGCAUAGUGAGGAUCUGUUUUUUUGUAUAUAUCUUUUGUUUCUCUGCAGACCUUGACAGUUUAGUUUUUCAGGCUUGAUGUACAGUCAGCUCCUGUAAGAAUUCUUGCCUGUUUUUAAAGGAAUUUCAAAAAAAGGUUUUGCAGGUACAAAAACAUGUUGAUGAAGAAAUAGGUGAUAAAAGCCCUAAAAACCAAAACAACAUUGAGAUUUUUCAAACUGCGCAAGGUCUCUUCCUCUAACCCCUAAAAGAAUUGUGCUCAAGGAGUUUCUUUUCUUGCAUUUUUAGUUGCUUUGCCACAAUAUUUAUACCUUUACUGCUCUCCCAGAUAUUAAAUAUUUGCAGGCAGAGGCAACAGCUGCAAAGUUAAUAGAUGUGCGCUAAUUUUCCUCUGUGCUGGUCCUUGAGGAUAAAUAAUGCUUUUACAUAAAAAUGGGCUUGUUAUCCAGCCUUUCUCACAUAUUAAAAUGUAACAAAGUAAUCUAGACACAUUAUUUUACAUCCACAGUGGGUCCAUUUUGGAGCACGGUCCUGCAGUGAAUCUAUCAUGUUGUGUAAUUGGUGUGGUGUUUUUCAGUGACAGGUUAAGAAACUGUGUUAGCCUCUGUCCUGCUCUGACAGCAUCCCUUUCCCCUGCCAUCACACACACAUAUACACACACAAACACACACACUCAGUGAGCCAUGACUGACUGAGGCUGUGACUGUCUCUCUUGUCAUGCGUGAGGUCAGACUCCGAAUCAGACUCCUCUCUCUCUCUGCUUUUUUCUUCUUUUCUUCACCAGUGUGAGACUUUUCCAUCUUAUUUCCAACUUCUCAAAUUAUAUGUGGCUCAAGAUUUUUUUGACCAAAUUUCUCUUUCUAGUUUUCUCCUCUUUCCCAACCCUAGUCUGACAGGGACCCUUUCACAAACAUUUUAAUGGCAGCUCAGUGUUGUUGUUGUUUGUAUAACUGCACCGAGAGCCAAAUGCAAAGUCAUCUACAUAACAUCAGAAAUCAUCUGGUGGUAGAUGAUUAGAACAAUUAGACUUUGAGUAAGGAGCAGGUAAUAUAAGAUGUAUCUUCUAACAUUUGUUUUGAAUUGGUAAUAUGUAAAUUAUUGGUAACAUUAUUGAAAGAUUAGGACAACCUGGAAAUGUCUCUCCACAAGAACGAUAAGGCCAAGAGCCAAUACUGGAUGGCGUUCAGGUAGCCCUGCAUCAAAAGCAGACAUGACUCUGUAGUGUGAAUCACUGCAUGGACUCAAAAGCACUUCCAGAAACCACUGUCUAGAAACAUAGUUCAUCACUGCAUCCAAAAAUGCAGAUUGACAGCUGUCCAUGACAAGAGGAAACCACAAUUGACCUCAUGUCUUCCUCUUUAUAUAGAGGGACCAUUGGACCUGUUAUGAGCCCUCAGUUCAAAGUCAGCAGCCCUGAUGGUAUGGGGAUCAUUAGUGUCCAUGGUAUAGGUAGUUCACAUAUCUGGAAAGUCUUUGUUAGCGUGGGUUACAGGUCUAGGAGCAACAUAUGCUGCGAUCUACACAACGUUUUUCAGAGAGGACCUUCAUAUUUCAACAACACAAUGACAAACCACAUUCACAACAGCAUACAGCUCUAUAGAAGACAAGUCCUGGUGCUCCUCUCCCCUGCCAGCAGUCUGACAUGAGAGAGACAUAGUACAUUAUAAAGCAAAAGAUAUGACAAAGUAGAUCCAGAACUGUUGUGUCGCUAUGUGAGACAAAGUUCACUUUCAAAACUCAAAAAACUGAUCCCCUCGUUUUCCAAACAGAGGAGGUAAACAUGCCUCUGUCCUAGCUGUUUUGAAAUGUGUUGCUUGCAAAAGCUUUAAAAUCCUCACAUUUGUUAUCAAAACGAUUAAAAUUCUGUGUAAUAUGUUGUUUUUUCAUUUAAAUACAGGCUUCAGGUGAUUUGAGAACUUUUGUAUUCUGUUUUUAUUAACAUUUUGCACAGCAUUUCAACUAACUUGGGAUUGCACUGUGCAUGUCGUCCACAGCAGAUCCAAUAUAAUUUGGCACAUUUCCAUCAAACUUGCAGUAAUCAAUUUCCAGGGUUGUUUUCUUUCUUCCCUGUGUGGAUGUUUUCAAUUAAGUGAAUCAAAUUGAGACUUGUAAAUGUAUUAUUCACAGGUUCGGGGCAUAAAUACAUUGACUUUUUAAAAAGUGAAGAGUAAUAUGUAAGCAGAGAAAUAAACCUAGAAUUCUGGGAGUUUUUCUAUUCCUGUCAAUAAGUAAAACCAAAGACAUAAAUGUUUUUUUAGUUAAAAAAAAAAAAUAACAUAGUUCACAAUUAUUUUCUCGAUAACAUGUCUGUUGAUGAUCUCUGGAACUUUCUCGGAGUGUCUUGUAAUGUUUUUGAUGUUGUGUGUUGUUGUGUGUCAGAGUUGUUGCUUGUUUGUAGUCGUGGAGCUGCAGCAGAGAUGGAGAGAUUGGGGCCUGGUUAUUGCCUGCAGGCGCUUGGAGCCUGUUUAAUAAACGGGUCUGGAGGCCAGUGGGAUAUGUCAGAGAAAUGUUAUUAUUCGGGUCUUAUGAAAAGCCGCAGCUGGAGGGGGAAUCUAAUCAGGCCUCUCACCAGAGCCUAAUCCUGCCUCCGGUCCUCAUUUGUUAUUGGGUGCCGUAACUGCAGUCGUAUCUUUUCCUUGAUGAUUGACGAGGACUGUCAGCUCUGAUAAGCAGCUUUGUACUGUAACGGUUCUUUUAUUAUUUCCUGUAUCAGAGGUUGUGUGCGGGACGAAGCUGAAGGUACCAUUUGAAGCUGCUGUGAGCUGGAAAAUGGUGGUUUAUCUGAGCUGACAGGUCAAAGUGUUUGCAAUAUAGUGCUAAAAAUGUGACUGAUCUGGGUUAUUAUAUCUCUGCACCUGCAGGACUUUUGCUCCCCUGAGGCUCCAUUUCCUCCUGUAAACUCCUCUUGGCCUGGCAACCCCCCAAGUCCCUUCAUCCUCCUUCCUAACUCCAGCAUCCUCACCUGGGCCUCCAAUACCACCUCCUACACAUCCUGGCCCCCCCUCAGCGCACUGCGGGUGCUUGCUUCGCAGGAGGGCCAGUCCUGUGUGAAGGCGUGCCAGAUCGCAGGACUCAUCUGUGAACCAGCCUUAUACCGUUUCAUCAACAUCAAGGAAACCUUCAGCGGGUGAGAUGUUGCUUCUCAGAGAUAAUAUCUGUAAUGAUUAGCUCCUGCUGGCACGUAUCUGUGAUAAAAUGUUUAAUUUAAGCCAAAGCCUGUGUAUAAAUGACUAACAGCAUAUCUCUGCCUCCUGUCAAAGAAGAAAAUUAAGCCUGAUUGCAACAGGCAUGAACCUAAUAAGUUAUAUUACAUGAAAUAUUAAUCAGCAGAUUAAAAACUGAUAUGUAGCGGACAGAAAAUCGCACUUAGGUGCACAUCUUAAAGCUCCUGUGAGGAGUUUUUGAUAGGUUAAGAAACAGACUGGACUUGAUUUGAUUUGAUUUAUUUUGGAUCCACCAGUAGUUACAAGAUACGCAGUAACUAUUCUUCCUGGGGGACUGAACAGGAAUACGCCUCCCUAGUGUUUAAAAGCAGAUGAGGCCAUCAACGACAGGAUUAACAGUUUCUAUAUUAUCAUCUGUAAGGCCUGUAACAGCUGUAAGGGGGUAGGUGCCUCAAAAUAAAGUUCCAUGUGGGUUGUAAAUUUGACAGUAAAAUGAAGGAGGAGUUUGUUAAGAAAACUAGUAUACAUGUGCCGGACAGGAUCAGCAAAGAGAAAAGACAAAGCCCUUGGUCCACAAGAGUCGCCAAGUUCAACACAAAAUAAAGUUCCUCACAGAUAUGUAGAAAUGUAAAUGAGACUAAAAGUGUCUUCUUAUCGAACGCACAAUCUGCAGAGUCGAUUAUCUCAUGAAACGCCACGUCAGGAGCUUCCAGGAAUGAAAAGCUGCAUCUCAAUAAGCCUAUUCUUCUACAACAAUAAAUUUGAAUAACUAAGUUUCCCUCCAGACAUCAUGCCUCAUUUGCACUCGCAGUUUUAAAAUUAUGCAAGAGUGAAAAAGUACAUGAGGAGACAUCAGCUCACCCUUUUCCUGGAAUAUUUUCCUUCGUUCCCCGAGGUCUCCAACGCUGCGCUCCACCAUGAAUAUUAAAUAUAUCUGUAGAAUAAUCACUUCUACCCUGUAGCACUCACAAUACCGUCCAUAUGUUACACAUGUAGGUGUGCUGAAAGAGAGGAAUACACUAGAUAAAGCUGAUAAUUAGUCUUCAUGCUGUCAUUCUGUAUCCCUGCAGGUUGGACUUCCAGUGUGAGGGUCUGGAGUCUGAGAUGAACCACCUCUUUCCUGCCUUCUCAGCAGAGCACUCUGAAUGUGGUCUACAGCAGGACCCGCUGCUCUUCAGCUGUGCCGGCUCCAGCCCCAAGUACCAGCGCUUGUGCCCCUGCAGGGACUAUUUGAUCGGCCAGGUGGCGCUGUGCAGAGACUGCCUAUGACCAGAGGGGGAGCCGUGCAGACACUCUUUCCUUAAAUGUGAAGGGAUCCUUUCUGAAAAUGAACGUCUGUGGAGAAACGCUGAAGGACAGUGCGUCUGCUCUUUACCUCUGACCACAGACCGGCUGCCAAAGAAGGUAAAUGUUUUUACCUCUCAGGGAACUGCAUGAUUGUACUUUGACUCUGGUGGCUUUGAGCCUUGCUUCAAAGGUUGACAUGGCUGCAUCAGUAAGUUAUUUGAAAUGCAUCAUUUGAUGGACUGUCAGCAAUCAAAAGUAAAGCUUUGAUAAAAAUGUUACGGAUGCUUGAAUUUCACAAGUGUUUACUCAGUGUUGUGUGAAAACCUACAGUAUCAUCGUGGAGUUUGGAUAUUUGUACUAGAUGCACCCAAAGCCAUUUACACCAUGAUGAGAUGUACUAUUUUACAUGUCCUGUAAUGACUACAUUUGUAUAUAAGUGUUGAUUAAUAAAACAAGGAGGAAAAACC